Molecule: messenger RNA, 64128 nt
Organism: Podarcis lilfordi (Lilford's wall lizard)
Lineage: Eukaryota; Metazoa; Chordata; Lepidosauria; Squamata; Lacertidae
Source: the annotation of a GenBank genome assembly
CUUGGGCGGAGCCUGGGCUCAGUUCUCCCUCCUUCCUUCUCCGCGCCUCCUCCCGCCUUUGCUCCGCCCCCUCGGUCCGCCGCGCCUGCGCACGCGCAGAAAGGAAGAGGCGGACUUCCGGUUGUAACCGGUUCACGCUCUCUUCUUGUCAGUGGCCGGCGGGAGCUUCGUGAGGUGAGUCCCCCAGUUCCUAAAAGAGGGCUAGGGAAGGCAGCGCGAGUCAUACCCCGGCGGCACGGCAAUGCGGGGGGGAUAGGUGGACUUUCGAGAUCCUUAAUCCAAAUUUCCAUCUUCAGGAAGCAUUCUUGAUACCUUCCAAGAGUAAAUGAGGGGGGGAAAGAAGGCGGAGAAGCAGAAUUGCCACUGGGAAAGGUCCAGUGGCCAAACUCACAGGACCAGCCCGCUAUCCCUCCAGCUAGUCUUCCUCCAGUGCCGGAUUAACGUACAGUGGUACCUCGGGUGAAGUACUUAAUUCGUUCCAGAGGUCCGUACUUAACCUGAAACUGUUCUUAACCUGAAGCACCACUUUAGCUAAUGGGGCCUCCUGCUGCUGCUACGCCGCCGGAGCACGAUUUCUGUUCUCAACCUGAAGCAAAGUUCUUAAACUUAAGCACUAUUUCUGGGUUAGCGGAGUCUGUAACCUGAAGCGUAUGUAACCCGAGGUACCACUGUAUAAGCUAAACAAGCUAUAAUUAGGGCCCCACUCUCUUGGGGGCCUUCAAAAAAUUUAAAGGGGGAAAAAACAUGAAUGUACAUUUCCAAAAUAUAAGAUAAAAAACAAAUAAAAUAAAACCUACGUACAGCAACAGUGUUUUGUGUUGUGUAGGCUCCUGUGAUGUAAGUAAUGGGCCCCGCCUGCUAGCCUGCUCCCUAAAAUAUCACAUACAGUGGUACCUCGGGUUACAUACACUUCAGGUUACAUUCGCUUCAGGUUACAGACUCCGCAAACCCAGAAAUAGUGCUUCAGGUUAAGAACUCUGCUUCAGGAUGAGAACAGAAAUCGUGCAGCGCGGCGGCAACAGGGGGCCCCAUUAGCUAAAGUGGUGCUUCAGGUUAAGAACGGACCUCCGGAACGAAUUAAGUACUUAACCCGAGGUACCACUGUAUAAAGGGCCCCAUUACCUUCAGUAGCUUAAGGCCUCAUCAAACCUAAAUCUGGACCUGCCUACCUCACAGGGUUGUUGUGGUGAGAAGCAAAGGAGGGUCAUUGUGUACAUGAAAGGGCAACGUGCGCCUUCCUGGAGCUCCUGGGAGAGCUGGGUGGUUGGUGGAUGGAAUCGGGAGAAAGUUGUUGCCAUAUUCAUAUUGAUUCACGCUUACAAAUGCCAGGCUGGUUUGCUUUCAACAACAGCUUUAUGCCGGGAGUGGUUGUUUCUGUAAUUAUUACCUUCAUUUGCAUCUGACUUUGCUGCUUAGGACUUAGUUGCUGUUGUAAUCUCAGAGAGCCACCAAGGUGUGAGGUCCAAAGAGCAGCUCCUGAGCGUAGCUUGUGCUUUUAACUAUUAAUUUCACAGCAAGUGAAAUAUGAAAAUUAGCAGCCGUGACCUGGCUCAGGAUGAAACUUUUUGUUUGAUGUGGGUGGAGGUUGAGGAAGACCGUGCAUUAUCAUUACUCAUGGGCACUGUUAAAAACUGUAGCUUGGUGAGUUUUCAGUGCUGUGAUUUCUUCAGGGGCAGUAACAGAAGUUUUUGACAACAGUGCAGGCCACUAGUUCCCCAUGUACUUGACAGGCUGGGGUGUGUUUGGCUCAUUAGGGAAUACUUAACUUGGAUGCCCUGUAACUAUUACGGUAACUUCGAUUGCUGUUGGAAAGUACAGAAGCAUUCAUGUUGAUCUUCUAUUAGAACCAUAGUUUUUGCAUGUGCGUCCUCCUCAGAUAAUGGUUUAUUGGGGACAGCGGGAGGGUAGAGAAGAGAAAAGCCAAAAUUCCAUCUAGUACAAAUCUCUUUGUUCUUAUUGCCUGGCCAUCUGAAUUUAGUCCAAUUUAAAGCUUUCAUAUAACCUUGUAGCUUUCUGACAAAUUUGAUCUUUCCAAUAUGAAUUUCUUUGCCUUGCAGCAAAACAUCCAACCAUGGUUCUUGCAAGUUUGAAUAAGACGAUUGGACUUCAGAAAAAGACUGACUUCAUUAGGAAUAUUUGUAUACUAGCCCAUGUGGACCAUGGUAAGAGACACCUACGUUAUGAACAGCAUAUCACACAAAUCCCUUGACAAAUGCACCAGCAGUCUGAAAUAAUUAUGGAAGAACUGCUUGUUGCUCUGUAACGUAGUUGUGUAUUAAAUACUCAUCUCUGACAACUUGCUACAUGGGUGUGUAAGAAAAGCCCUAAUAGAUUGGUUAAAGGGAGGAGACGUGGUCAUGGGAGGAUGGAUUUAAUGUUUAAUCUUAAAUAUAAGGGCUUGUUUUUCAUUUUUGUUUGGUGUACUACUUUUCAUUAUCCUUUCCUCCCCCAGGCAAGACAACUUUAGCUGACUGCCUUAUUUCUAGCAACGGAAUAAUCUCUAGCAGAUUGGCAGGCAAGGUACAACUUAAACAUUUCCAGUAUAUUAUCCAGAAUUUUUUCUCUAUCCACAUUUUCUCACAUUUAAGAAAAGUCUCUGAAAAAUGCGAAUACAGAGUAUUUGUUUAUUUUUUUACAAUUCAUAUAGCUGAGAUACUUGGAUAGCCGAGAAGAUGAGCAGAUUCGAGGAAUUACAAUGAAAUCAAGCGCAAUUUCAUUACAUUUUGGAAAAGGUAAUAUAGUUAGCACAUUCUGUAUGUUCAUUUAAACUGAUAAGUAUUGUGUUGUUGAAAUGUAGUGCUGAAAUAAAGUGUAAAGAUUUGGAUGGAAUCUAAAAUACUGAUUUUUUUUAUUAAGCUACCUGCUGUAAGGCUCAGUUCAGGUGCAGUGUUAAACCAUGGUUUAGUGUUAUGAGCUUGAGGAGACCUGAGCCUCAGGUUUGUGUGUUUUUCCCCUUGGAUGUGGAAGAGAAGAAAACAUAAUGUUUCUAUUUUUGCAGUUUGGAGCAAACUCCACUUUCCUAUUACAUCCUAAUGCAGGAAACUAAGCUUUAUUCAAACCAUGAUGAUGAUGGUUAUUGAAUGUACUCCAGUUGGAACAGAGCAUUGUUCCUAUAUUCAAAUGUGAUUGGGAGCUGAGGUUUGUUCCAAAUCACAAAUGGAAGCUUUAAUUUUCCUCCCCAGUUCCUGAAGAAGGGGAGAGAGAAUAGUGCUUUAGCUCGAGGUUCACACCUGCUCAUCUUAGUACUAAACCAUGGUUUCAUGUUACAUCGGAACUGAUCCUAAAUGUUUUAAGUGGGCAAACACACUUUUAAAAUGCUUGCUUUUAAAGCACUUUGGUUCCUUUGGUUCUAGAUGGUCAGGAGUAUCUGAUCAACCUAAUCGACUCCCCUGGCCAUGUGGACUUCUCUUCAGAAGUGUCCACAGCUGUCAGACUCUGUGAUGGCUGCAUCAUUGUGGUAGAUGCUGUGGAAGGAGUCUGUUCGCAGGUAAGGAGGAAAACCUACUUCAGAUAGAGGGGGAAAUAAAUUAAUUUGGACAUACAGUCAUACCUCGGGUUGAAUGCGCUUUGGGAUGAGCACGUUUGAGUUGUGCUCUGCGGCAACCCGGAAGUAACGGAGCACGUUACUUCCGGGUUUUGCCGCUUGCGCAUGCACAGAUGCUCUAAAUGACGUCACGCGCAUGCGCAGAAGCGGUGAAAAGCAACGCGCGCACGCACAGACGUGCCAUCACUAGUUACGUUUGCUUCUAGAUGCGAACGGGGCUCCGGAACGGAUCCUGUUUGCAUCUAGAGGUACCACUGUACCACCUUUCGACUAGUACAUGGAAUCAUCAGCUAAUAUUUAGAAUGCAUUCGUAAUUUAAAAUGCAGUGUUGUGUGCAAGAUGGAGUUCAGAAUAUGUGGCAAAGGAGAGGUAGGUGAACCCAAGAAUAUAUUUUUGUUGGCCAUGUAGUAUUAGUGUACUCGUUGAAAUUGACAUACGGAUGUCUGUAUCAGGGUAUCUUCCAAGAGGAAAAUGGUCAGACUCUUUACUUCAGUCAGGAUUUGCAAAAUGAACCAAACUUGGUUUAAUUUUAACCACUGUUGGUGAUCCUUGUGCAUAAUGCUGAAGCAGUAUGGGGGAGGAAGCCAGGAGUUUACAUGAAGAAUGCAGGCUUGAAAGAAAGGUUCAUACAACCCAGAUUCCUAACCAAGGGUCAGUUACCAGGUCAGAGUUAUACAGUAGCUCAUAUUUUCGUCAGCUGUUUUAUGGCACGGUGUCAAUAUACUUGUUUUCCUUUGCACUAGACUCAUGCAGUUUUGCGGCAGGCUUGGCUAGAAAAUAUUCGUCCAGUUCUGGUGAUUAAUAAAAUAGACCGUCUCAUAAUGGAGCUCAAGUUUACCCCUCAGGAAGCAUAUUCUCACCUUAAGAAUAUCUUGGAACAGGUAUGAGAGUUCUAAGUAGCUUGAUUAUUUGUAAUCAGCAAUAGUUGUAGAAGGAAAAGGACAGCAAGUAAACUAUAGGCAUUGUGUGCACCUAUUUGGACUACAUCAGCCUUCCCCAAACUUCAGAUGGACUACAGCUGUCAGCAGCACCAGCCAAAGCAUCUAGAGGGCACCAGGAUGGGGGAAGGCUGGAUUACUGCAAUAUCCUCUGAAGGACAGUAUUUUCAAAAACUUCAGAAGUUCAAGAAUGCAGCUGCAUAGUUAUUAAAUGGUGUCUGUCACAGACAACAUAUUCCACCAAGUUUGAAGCAGCUCCACUGGCUUAUUGUUAGCAUUCUGGUCAAAUUAAUCAGCCGAAAUAGUCUGGAACGAGAAUACCUUAGGUGUUAUGUAAGUAGCUUUUAACUAGUGUCCUUAGAGCUAGCUACAUCUGGUUCCUUAAGGGUCAUAUCUCAGUUUGCUUUCUCUAUCUAGAUUGGACCCAUGGUGUGAGAAUUAAAAUUUUACUCCUUGUACCACUUUCCACUGAAAUUCACUCCUUUGCUAAAGAAAGAGACAACGCUCUUCCUUGUUGGUUAAAAAUACCUUAACUGUAAUGUGCAGCUUGGCUCUUAUGGAUUAUCUUUUCCUAUCUGCUAUUUCUCAUGUGCUCUGGACCAUCAGAUGAGGCUCUGCUCUUGAGUACCCUGCUAAAACACCCAAGUAUGAGGAAUAGGAUCUUCUGAAGGAAUAUAUAGCUCUGAGACUGCUCAGAGGACCAGCUUAUUCAUGAUUUUCGCAAAAUGGCAAAAGCAGCUCAGGUUUCAGAGAACCUCUGGGAUGAUUGCCUGAAAUAAUUAUUAUUAUUAUUAUUAUUUUAUAUUUAUUUAUUUAUACCCCACCCAUGAAUUUUUUUGUUUGUUUUAAUUUUGAUAGUGUAACUGCUGUCUGAAAUGGUUUUUAAUAAUUUUUGAAUUUCUGGUAUUUUGGUGGCCAUAAACAUUUGUUUUAGGAAUUCUGCUUGUAAGCUGCCUUUAAAUCCUCUUUAGGGGCAGGAAGGUUAUUAUGAAAAUUAACUGGAAUGUCUCUCUAGGUGAAUGCAAUCACUGCAACACUCUUCACAUCGAAAGUUCUUGAAGAAAGGGCGGAGAAAGAAAUGGAAACUCAGUUGACUUCUGAUUCUUCACAUGGUGACCAAGUUUAUGACUGGAGUGCAGGCUUGGAAUUUUCUGAUGAUUCCAAUCUUUACUUUUCACCCGAUCAGGGGAACGUGGUAUUUGCUAGUGCAAUUGACGGCUGGGGAUUUGGGUGAGUUUAUAGAUGCUUAUUAGUAAUUUGAUCAUAUAUUUUCAUUAGGGUGGAUGAAGUUUUCAGUUUUGUCUUUGUAUACACUUUACUGCAGCACAGACUAAAUUGGGGGGGGGUAGUUUUCAGAGCUUAAUCAUUUAAUAGACAGUAGUAAAAAUAAAUAAAUCCACAGGUGAGUGGAUGGUUCCAUCUAGAGAGUGUUGCUGCACUGAAGAUUCCCAGUCUGCUUCCGUUGCAAGAACUACUUCAGUGUGGUCUUUCUAACAGAUCAGAAUUCAUAAGAGGAAGCAUUCAGAUGCCUUCUGUCUAGACUGCUUCAAGAGUUCUUAAAAGUUAAAACCUGCAUUUUGAGUUGUGGCCAGAAGCAUACUGGUGAACACUUAUGUGUAUUUCAGUGGAGCUGCUUGUUUCUACCUUGGGUGCUUAAAAUUACAAAUAGCUGUAAACCUUAGACCAAAAAAAGAAUAAAACCACAAAAAAAUCAUCUGCUAUUCACCACCAUUGAAAUGCUUGUUCAUCCUCCUAAUAGUCAAUUGCAUGCUGGUGGGGCAACACAAAAAUGGGCUUAGGACCCAUCCGUCCAAGGCAUUUUAAUGUUAAAUGUGAUUAUUAUUAUUAUUAUUAUUAUUGUUGUUGUUAUAUUUCUAUACCGCUUUAUAUUUUAAAGAAAAAUCUUAGAGCGGUUUACAGCAUAUUAAACCUCAAUACAACAUUGCAGAAUCAAACAUUUCUGAAGAAAGUCAAAUAUAAAGUACACAGUCAAAACAACACAAUUAACAGGAAACCAAAAUACCAUCUCAAAGAUUUAAAAAUAAAACACCGAUCAGUGUUAACAUUUUUUUGCUGAUCAUGUUUUUGUCAAAAAGCACUGAGUGGGGGGCCUCUCUGAGGUAUGUUCUGAAGCACUCCCAAAUAUUGUCACACUUAAGAGAAAAUAUUGGGACUCGAGAAACCUAGGAACGAAAAUUUGGGCCUUCCGUCCCGCUCAGACCAGUGCAGAACUGAUUAUUUCCAUGACGAAAUGCAAACUUCUUACUUGGCUAUAUUUUUCAGGGAAGUAAGCACAGGCAAUUUGACAGAUUUUAUUAUCAUUCCCACCAUGAUACAUCUCUGGUUGACGGGUCUAAUUUUGCACUCUGCACAGGCUCUGUGAGGCCAGCAACCCUGGCUUUACUGCCUACCAUUUGUCUGCAUCUUCAAGCUGCUUCCUAGCUUACCCGGCAAUUGUGUUUGCAGCUGCUUGGGCUGCAGAAGCAUUUCCUGUAGCAGACAUGUAAAGCGGGAAGGGCGGGCACAUCAUGACUUGAAAACACAGUUUGAGCUGUAGCCUGUCAGGCUCCCAUCUUCACUUCACACGUUUGUGCUUCAGGAAAUGACUUUGUAGCACCAGGAUAGCUACAGCCAAGGCAGUUGUAACAUUAAAUGUUAAUCAGCUCCUCCUUAUAUGCACAGAAGUGGGAUGUAGAUGACCAGAAUUGAAAUCUUGUCCCAAGUUCUCUUGCUUUUUCACGCUGGGGAAGAGAGGAUGAAAGAAGCUUUUGUCUUGCAGGUGUACAGUCAUACCUCGAGUUAAAUGUGCUUCAGGUUGAGCAUUUCCAGGUUACGCUCUGCGGCGACCCGGAAGUAAAGGAGUGUGUUACUUCCGGGUUUCGCCACAUGCGCAGACGCUCAAAAUGACAUCAUGCGCGGAAGCGGCAAAUCGCGACCCGCUCAGACACGGGUUGCGUUCGCUUCAGGAUGCGAACGGGGCUCUGGAACGGAUCCCAUUCGCAUCCAGAGGUACCAUUGUAUAGGAAACAGCAGGGUUGAUUGAAUGGAUGAGACCAAUAGUGGGUCCGAGGGUCAAGAAGGUGGUUUCUGCAUGUGCUGUAGAAGGAAGCGAGGGGCAGGUAGGGCUCGUGAACCUGGGAAGGUAGCCCAUCUAGGAGAAGAAAACUCUUGUCCUAAACCUCUGCUGCCAGCGUGGUGUAGUGGUUAAGAGCAGUGGACUCGUAAUCUGGGGAACCGGGUUCGCGUCUCCGCUCCUCCACAUGCAGCUGCUGGGUGACCUUGGGCUAGUCACACUUCUCUAAAGUCUCUCAGCCCCACUCACCUCACAGAGUGUUUGUUGUGGGGGAAGAAGGGAAAGGAGAAUGUUAGCCGCUUUGAGACUCCUUCGGGUAGUGAUAAAGCGGGAUAUCAAAUCCAAACUCCUCUUCUUCUUCUUGUGGGCUAUCUUUGGGAGAAGAAAUAGGUACAGAGUAAACCCUAUACAAAUCUGGAAAAAUAAAAGAAAAACUUAGUGAUCAACUUAAUAGUCCGAACAGAAAUGGCAUCAAAAUUGAAUGCUGAUGCUUUGUUCAGAGUUGAUAUGGUUAAGAGGUUGGCAUAAAUGCUGAUGGUAAAAUUACUCAUUUAAUUUUGAUUUGGAAAUGGAAGGCAAAUUAGGAACUCAUUUACAAAUAGCUGGAGUUUAUUUGUAGCUUUCUAGAAUAAGAGUUUUGACAAAACAUAGCUGAUGGCAUACUAUUGUGUUGAUACUCUUUUUAAAAAACAUAAUUGUUGCACUGCUUUUCAAGAAAACAUUCUUCCCAAGCUACAUGUCAAACAUACAGUAGAAUGCAAUUUAAAAUCUUAUAAAACAACAUAAAAUUUCUAAAACAGUACCCAACAACUGGUAGCUAAAAGGAACACACUAUAAAAUGAUCAAAAUAUGGCCAAAAUACUACACACUUAGGUUAGUUAGUUAAAAGUAUAGUAAAGCGGUAGACCUUUAAAGCCUGUUUAAAAUCUGCAAGGGGUGGGGCUUUUCUGAUGUCCCAGUGGAAUAACAUUAUGCAGUAGUGGAUUCCACUGUUGAAAUUGCCUUCAUCUGUGUGUUUGCCUUAUUUUAGGGUUCAACUGUAUCAAUACCUGUCUAUGUCUGUUAAGAAGCAGACCCCAUUGAGUUCAACAGAGCUCAAUCCUUCUUUACUGGGUAUAGAAUUGCCGCUUUCUUGUUUUGAUCUUAUUUAUAUGUUGAGAUAAAAGGUCACAAAAAGUGUUCAGUCUGAUUUGUCAUCUGGUGCGGUAUUAUUUAUGUUAGGGUUGCCAUACGUCUGGAAUUUUCUGGGCAUAGCUGGUAUUCGGUCCUUGUAAACAGCGCCUGGGUGGAAAUUGUUUGAAUGUCUGGGGAAAUCUGAACAUAUGGCAACCCAUGUCGGAAGUGUCAAUUUUGGUGAAUUUCAUUAUAAAUUGCUCCAAAAAAAAACAAAUCACCUUUUCUUCCAAGAUUUUGCAAAGCUCAACAACUUUGCUCAAAAAAACUCAACAACUAUUGUGUCCGGAAUUUCAUUUUUUGAAAUAUGGCAACCCUAAUUUAUGUGGUGGCUCAUUCAUAUAAGCAAGUCAUGAUGACUUCUGUCAUCAAGUGAUGACCAUUCAUGUAUGAAUUCCUCUACCUACAGUGGGGUCAGGAACUUGAGGCAUGCAUGCUGGUGUUUGUUCUUUCACUAGAGUGUUCUGAGACAUCUGACUCAAAACAUGCCAAUUGUUCUCACUGUCACUGCAAGGAUGCUAUGUGAGCAUCUGGUCUGCAGACAGAACACAGCUACGCUUGUCAAAUAUGUAAAAUGAUUGCUAUGUAGGCUGAAGCAGAUGCCUUCUUUUGAAAAGUGCUUUAGUUUUGAUACAUUUGGGUAACAAAUUAUUUUUGCUUAUUACCCAGCAUCGAGCAUUUUGCCAAGCUGUAUAGCCAGAAGAUUGGAAUCAAAGCUUCAGUACUGCUGAAAACCCUGUGGGGAGAUUAUUUUCUAAAUACAAAAGCUAAGAAGAUCAUGAAAACUGACCAGGUGAGUUCACUGGCGUAUAACUUGCUCUUAAUUUUCUUUUUUCCCUACCAGAAAAGUUACUUGCCAGCAACUGAGUAUGCAGUAUUGCCACUUUCCUGGGAUCUGAACAAUUUUGUUUUUAAUCUUGACCACCCCGGUCAAGCAAAUAUGUAGUAUAUUGCAGCUGCUAUGAUGAUUCUUGAUAUACCUCACCAAUGUACAUUUACAACCUUGGAUCUCUGCCACUUCAUUCUACGGCAUCUGUAGACUAGACCUUAGAUUCUGUUACCAAUGCUUAUAUCUUAUUUAUGCAAACCUAAGAUUCAAUCCGUAGGGACGUGGGUGGUGCUGUGGUCUAAACCACAGAGCCUAGGGCUUACCGAUCAGAAGGUCGGCGGUUCGAAUCCCCACAACAGGGUGAGCUCUCAUUGUUCAAUCUCAGCUCCUUCCCACCUAGCAGUUUGAAAGCACGUCAAGUACAAGUAGAUAAAUAGGUACCGCUCGGGCGGGAAGGUAAACGACGUUUCCAUGCGCUGCUCUGGUUCGCCAGAAGCAGCUUAAUCAUGCUGGCCACAUGACCCAGAAGCUGUCUGCGGACAAACGCCGGCUCCCUUGCCUAUAGAGCGAGAUGAGCGUGCAACCCCAGAGUUGUCUGCAACUGGACCUAACAGUCAGGGGUACCUUUACCUUUACCUUUUUAAGAUUCAAGCCAGUUCACUGAUCACAUAAUCUGUUUGCGGAAGGUGCAAAAUGUGUUCCUUGGAUGAACAAGCCUCCCAUUCGCUGGAACGGUUUGAUGCAAUGCCUUGCACAUGCACUCAGGGCAGUGGCGGGUGUAGUUACCACUGCAAUAGGUGAUUGGAAUGAUCACAGCUGACAAAUGAUUGGACAGAGACGUGGGUGCAAAUCCUUGCAUGCUGCUGUACUUGAGUAUUUUUCAGUUCAGGGAUGAAAGGGCAGAUUGGUAAAUUGCUCUUGUUGCAACUGAACUGUGGUAGAUGAUAGGAUGGAGAAGCAACAUCCAAAAAACAAUUAUUGAUAAUCUGGAAUAUUGCAAGCAUGAUACUGUUAUGGGGGGUGUCUUUUUUUGGCGGCGGGGGGGUAGGCUAUAUGGUUGAGUCCCUCUUCUAAUUCCUGGAUCCAACACAGAUUCCAUUGCUGGAAUACCCAGGCCACCUGGUAACCCCUGCUAAAUAUGGGUUGUUAAAGUAACAAAGGGAGUGGCUUUGAGCCAGAGGACAAAUGUCUGUUAGUUAGAGCUUAUAGUGAAUCCUCAACCUGUGGGUCCACAUGUGGGUGUUACCCCUGUAAUUGUCUGAACUGAACUCCCCUCUGUGUUAUAAAGGGCACCCUAAGUUUGUCUUACCGCUUUCUUCCAGUUGAAAGGAAAGAAGCCUUUGUUUGUGCAUCUGGUGCUGGAAAACAUAUGGAGCCUCUAUGAAGCAGUUACAAACAGGUAAACAAAAAGCAUCCCCGAGUCUCAUUUUCUUGAUGGCAGAGGUGGGGAAUGCCAAUUCAGAAUUUCACUUUUCACAACAGGCAGGGGAUUUGUUGUUUAUGCAAAAUGCCCUUGUUGUUCAACUGCAUUAUCGGGUCAUUUCUAAGUGAAGGAAGGUGAGCUGCCACAUGACAACAGAAACAGGCUGGUUUGCCCAAAGGCCUUCUUUGUGUUUUUUGUUUUUAAGAUGAUCAGAUGCAGUGCUAUAAUUGCAGGGUGUAUGCUUUCUUUGUAGAGACAAGGAGAAAAUUGAUAAAAUCGUCUCCUCCCUGGGAUUGAAAAUUGGUGCCCGUGAAAUGCGCCACACAGAUCCAAAGGUUCAGCUUAAUGCCAUUUGCAGCCAGUGGCUCCCAAUAUCAGAGGCCGUUCUCUGUAUCCUUAUGGAAAUAGCUUUUUUACCAUUUACUAAAAGCUUAUACUGUUUCAUGCACUAGAGUUUAGUCCACCAGUUUGUGUGAGGGAGGUGGGGUUUGGAGAAUUGAAUACAGGCAACGUCCUGUGUUUCUUAUACUGAGUCAAGCUAGCUCAGAAUUGCUUAUGUUGACUGGGUUUCAGACAGGGGACAUUGCCCACCCUACCUGGAGAUGUUGGGGGGUGACUGGGAACCUUCUGUAUGCAAAGCAGAAGCUAUAAGUUACGGCCCUUCCCCUAGUAUUGUCCAUCAGCCCCAGUAGCUUCCUGCCUGCUUUAGUCAUCUCAUAGUCAACUUGCAGUGUGGAGGGAGUUAAGCUUACAGUCAAAAGCAUCCAACCACUGCCAGAGAGACUUGAGUUGCUCUUCUGUUCCUACUUCCUAUGCUUCCUAGUGCCUCCAAGGAUCCAUCCCCUCGAACGCUUUAGAUACGGUUCAUAUUUGCAUCAUCAGACAAGUCUUGGCUUUGGGCAAACCCCUGUCCAAGGUCUGUAUUUUGAUUUUACUGGCUACUAGCCUAUAGUUUCUGCACAGCCUCCUGUCUGUAUCCUCCCUUUUUAACGUGUAUAUCCUUAGCACUGUGCUUUAAGCCAUGGUCUGUAAUAAACUCCCUAGUCCUCUUGAUAUCACAGCUGAGAGAGUGGAAAAACUGUUGUGCGUUGGAGCUAAAACAUUUGAUUCUCUACCGCAAGAAACUCAAGACCUGAAAGAUGGUAAGUAAAUUUUGGCAAAUUGCGGUUUAAGUCCUUUUCAGAUGAGUCUCAUUUUUAAAAAGUCCAUAAACCCUGGUGUCUCCUAAUUGAAAAACUAAAUGUCCUAAAAGAUGUUUUGGUUUUCAAUCUGGGCAGAAUUCAGCUUUCUGCAUCCAUGCUGCAAGUUGGCUCAGAAGCACAGGCUGAAAUCUCAUACAAUUUUCCCUCCUUGAUUCACUCACUAAUUUUUUAUUUAACAAAUAAAAUAUAAAGCCAGAGACUUUCUCAUCAGACCAUGGGAAAACAUGUAACUCUCUCGUUUUAUGUUUGCUUAGCGUUUAUGAAAUGCAGCAGUGAAGAAACUGCCCCAGUCAUUGUCUUUGUUUCCAAAAUGUUUGCAGUGGAUGCUAAGACAUUGCCACAGAACAAGCCAAGGUGAGAAAAUGAUGCCAUUUGAACUCCUCCUGCUCAAUGGCAUUAGACGCUAAUUCACAGUAUACAAGUCUAGAUUGCUUCUGAUCUGCGCCUGGUAAAAUUAUUUGCCCAUAUCUGAAACUAAAUCAGCUGUUCUCAAGAAAGCAUUGGUAAAUGCAGACUUGUUCAAUGUUUUAUUUGUGGUUUAAAGAAUAAAUGCUUUGUCAAAGAGUUAACAGUUAUGGUCAACAUACAGACAUUGUAUGAAAGUGAAUUACAAACUUAAAUUGGUAUCUCUAUAUCUUGCUCAAAUGAUACAAGUUAAUUUUAAUUUUGUUUUCGUUUUAUGUGGAGAAGCUAUGGAUUCUUCCUGGUGCUUUUGUAAGCUUUUUGACCACUUUCUGUUUCCAUGUAAACUUCAGAAGUUGUUCCUCUCUUUUACUCCUUCACCUUCAUACCUCUCCUAGAUAGAAAGCAAUGAUUGCAAUAAAACAUCCUGCAUGCAAGUAAAUAAAGAAUUUCCUUGUGCAAUCAUUAAAUAGUAUGUGAAUGCAGGAUUUUCCAGUGUAAUUGUUGCUUUCUGCACAGGAGGAGCCUCUUGAACUCAGUUGGGUAAAUAAGUGAUGACAGUGGAAAAACUGCAAAGGAAGGAGGGAUGGGAGGGAGGCUUUGUACCUGCAGUAAAAAGGCCACAACUUGAUGUCUCUGCAUGCCUCAUCUUCCAAACACGGCUUGCUGUAAACAUUGGUUAGAUAAGCUUGGACCGUUCCAUCAGCGUCACUCCAGAUUGCUACUUGUGCCAUUGGGGCUCUGAAAGUGACUGAACUGUAUCCAGUUAGAUGGGGUGCCGUGGUCAGAGUCAGUAUUAGAAACUCCUAUGGGCUUGAGUAUUAUUAUUAUUUUGCACCCUAAUUUAAGAGACACAAUAAUUUUUGGCUUGACGCAGCACUGGCUAUUUAGACCACUAGAUGGUGGUAUUCAGCUGUCUGUAAGUGGACUUCAAUGUAUUUUUAUAGCAACAGGCGUAGAUUUUGCUUCUACUUCUGCAAAUCGGCAGCAGGAGUUUAUGAAUAAGAGUGAAAUUAGGUUGAGUCAGGUGCUUCUUCCUGGGUUCAUGAUCAUGAGGUAGCAAGCAGUGGGGGUGGAUUGCAGCACUAAAAAGUAUUUUAAAUGCCUUGAUAGUUCUAUGUUUAUGUAGUUUUAAUUCUUUCUGUGGAAGAUGAAGUGUUGUCGAGACACAGGAUCAUUUCAUGUGUAUGUUUGAAUGUACUGUCUCUCUGUGUGUGUUCAAAUAUUUUCAACCCAACGCCUGCUGAAAUAAAAGUUCUUUGCAGCAGAUACAGAUAAUUGACAGAGAUGGACUCCUCAUAUUAUUAAAGUGCUUUGUUCCAAAGGCUUGGGAGCCACUGGAGUAAAUACCCUGUUUCUUGUUGUCACCCUUCUAAAAUGCCACAGUGAAGGCAUAUGGCACAAAACUUGAUUGCAACUGGUAUGUGAGCCUGGAUAGCUCAGUUGGUUAGAGCGUGAUGCUGAUAACACCAAGCUUGCAGUUUUGAUCCCCGUAUGGGACGAAUGCAUAUUCCUGCAUUGCAGGGGGUUGGACUAGAUGAUCCUCAGGGUCCCUUUCAAUUCUACAAUUCUAUUAUUCUUUUUUUAAUUGGGUUUUUUAUGUUAAAAAGCAAAUGGAUAAAUGCAUCUAUUGUCUCCACUUUCAGUUCAUAGUCUUUUUCACAGUUGGUUUACGUUUGGUGAGAGACAUUUUUGCCAUAGACAUCUUGCAGUUGGGGCAAAGGGGAGAGGGGAGAGGGAUGGGGAUAUUAUUCUUUCAUUCUGUUGUCUAUUCUUAGUGUGGGUGAGUUGUGUCUGCAUUACAUGGGUAGGUCUUUUAUUUGUUUAUUUAAUUAUUUUUAUUGAUAUUGCGAGAGGUUAGGGGUUCCCAAGCUUGGUUGGUUGUGUUUAGUUGAUUGUGGUGUGGUGUAUUUGUGUGAGGGAGGCGGGCUAGGUUGUUGGGUCAGGUUAGCUAUAUUGAUUUGUAUGUUCUUAAAGGGGACAGGUCAUUGUCCUGUGUAUGUAAUAAAGGGGAACCACACUGAGGUGAAGGCAUCCUCCGUAGCUUGUCCUCGUGCUGGUUUGAGUUUGCUGAUUAACUUUUCUAGUAUGGCGGUUUCCCAUACAUUUUGGUACCUGUGGUCUGUGUUCAUUCCUGAUAGGUCCUUCCAGUGUCUAGUUAUGAUAUUUCUAGCUGCCGAAAGUAAGUGACUUAUGAGUUCCUUGUAGUGUGUGUUGUUGUCCUGGAAGAUAUUUAAUAGGGCGAGUUAUGGAGUUGCUUCUGUUACCUGUUUUGUUAUUUUGGGAAUGUCGUGCAGCACUAAUAUCCAGAAGGAUUCGACUUUGGGGCAUUCCCACCAAAUGUGGCGGUAUGUGCCUAUUGCAAUGCGACCUCUCCAGCAUUUUACAAUUCUAUGAUUCUAUGUGGACAGAGAAUAUAGAGAGGUAGCUGGUAUGCAUAUCUCAAGUUAUGACUUGGUGAGCUUUCAUUGGUGUUAAGCUAAGAAUCCCAUAUUCACUCACAUCAUACAUUCUGGAAGAUUCCUUCCUUCACUUUCAGGCCCAAACUAAUGUGCCUGGCACCUGGAAGAUUCACUAGGUAGAUCACUUUAGUAGAUAGCCAUGACAAGUGUCACUUGGCAUCUUGAAGCAGGGGUUGGUAGCCUGUGGACCUCCGGAUAUUGUUCGACUCCAGCUUCCAUCAGCCCAAGCCAGCAUGGUCAGAGUGAUGGGAGUUGUAGUCCUAUGGCAUCCAGAGGGCCACAGAUUAGCCACCCUUGACUUAAGUGGGAUUUACAUCCUUAAAUGUGGGGGGCUUUUCACAGAUGUUUCUUACAGAGAGUAGCUGGAGUGUUACAUCCUGUGAACUGUUAACAAUCCAGGUAGUAAAAAGAAAGUUUUUAGAAGUAUGCUUCAUAUGGUAUUUUUAGUCUUAGAUUAUAUGUAUACUGUGAUUCUUUUUCCUUUUUUUGCACUGUGUAUCAAGUCACAUUUUUUAAACCAGCUACAGCUGCCUAAAUUGGUUUUAUUUUAAUAACAGCUUGAUUCCCCCCCACACACCUCCAAGUCCCCUCCUCCAAUCUGCUUAAUUUCAUUGGGUGAUUAAGCAUGUGUCUAAUUCUCUCAUCAGUUGAAAUUAGUGGGAUUCCAAGUGCUUACCUUUGGCAGGAUCAUGCUCAUAGUUGGCACUAAAUGGUCUUUUAAUGAUCAGGGGGUCAUUGUUCUUGGCCGUCUUUAAAAGUUAUCUGCUUGCUAAGACAUGGAUGCAGGAGGCAGAGGCGCUCUGAGUUGGCUUUGUCUGGCAGUAGUCUAUACUGCAUAGAUAACUUCUUCCUGCAACUCCAAAGAGCUUGGGCAAUUCAGAUGCUCUCUUUCCCCCCUUUUAUACCAGGAACUUCUCAGCAUGGCAUUGCCGCACCCUCUUUGAAUGCCUCCUCAGUGAAGCUUUUGGCUUAACCCUUUAGCCUUCCACCUCUGAAUUGCAUUUCUGCGUACCUGUCCUCUGGUGCCCUUUGUAUUUCCCUCCCCUUCCACUCACCCCCCCCCCCCGUCUUCCUUACUGUCUAAAAUAAGAUCAUAAGCUUUUUGUUGUUAGGACCUGCUUUUUUUAAGAGCAGGCAGCUGGAUCAACUAAAGGUCCAUCUGGCCCAGACUCCAUCUUCCCUGCAGCAGCCGACCAUAUGCCCUGUGGAAGCUCACAAGCAGGGCAUGAAAGCAAUAAGCCCUCUCCUAUUACUGUUGCUCUUUGGAGACAGUGGCGCACUACCUCUCAACAGUGAGAGUGCUUAAGAAUCAUAGAAUCAUAGAGUUGGAAGGGACCCCGAGGGUCUCUAGUCAAUGGCAGAUGGCCUUCCAAACUGUGCUUUAAAAUCUCUCAUGUCGUGGAUGCUUUAGUUGAGAUUCCUGCAUCGCAGGGGGUAGUUCGUACUGUCCCGAGUGCAAUAGGUCUAUAGUCUUCGUGGAUGGUGGUAGUGUCUGUCUGUCUGACUGUCCCUCCCCCCACCCCUCUAUUACACUUUUGGCACUCAAUGCCCAUCACUCCUGCCUGGUUUGAAGAAGGGAAAGUCAAGAGACGGCUCCUAAAACGGUCCUUUGCUCUAGCAGAGACAAAUAGAUGAGCUUCUUGACAGGCGCUGCUGGAAAUGGUUUUUAUAGUUCUCUGCUCUUUUCUUUGUGGUGUUUUAUGGCUGGCUUUAUUGUGACACAAAAAGCAAUCUCGUAAGCCACUCGAGGAGGUUUGGCUGGAGAGCUGGGUACAAAUCCUAAAAACAAGUAAAUAGAAUUAUUCUGAAGAUUUCACAACAGGUUCCCCCCCCCUUUCUCUCCUUCAUCUGCCUAAAUCCCACUUCUUCAAGCAGAACUUGCCACGAAAUUGUUGCUUUCCUAUUCAUUUCUGCAUGUUCUUGCUUCCUUUUGUUUUUCAGCUAGCAGCUUAUUUACAUGUCUUCAACUCAAAGGCUUGUGUGUGCGUUUCAUCCCUUAACUUGCUUGUUUUUACAAUCUCCUAUUCCCCGAAGGAUGUUUUUUAAAGUGAUCUGCAUCAAGUAACAACUUUCCAAAUUGUGUCAUCAAAUGAAUGUAAUUUUUUUUAUAGCUCCCAAAGAUCUCUGUGCGAUCUUCUGAAUAAAUACCGACAUGAAUUUGCAUCAAAGGGCUCUGUGCGUUGUAGUGCAGCCGAGUCCCUUGGCUGUGAAUUGUACUUCAGUGGUGGUUUAAGUUGACCCUGAGCAGCUCCAUCUAUUAUGGGGCAAGGACAAUGUUCAGCAGCACAUCCUGUCAGAACUGCAGGGCAGUAUUUGUGGAUAGCACCUACUUAUGAAAUUAACAAAGUAAAGUGGGGUCUCUGAAGAGGAAGGGAACCAUUUAUUGCGGCUGCUUUGAAGUGCAGCUUUUGUUUGCAGGGAAGAUAAAUCUACACAUGGAUCCAACCAACACACGUGGAAUCAAUUUUAAACCGGAGUCAGUCUUUGAAUAGUCCAGUGGCUACUAAACAAUUGAAAAGGAAGUGUCCCUGAGCCACUUUUAAUUUUUACCCUUAUAUAAGUAAAAGCUAUUUUCUUCACAGGCUAAUCGUAGUUGAAACUGAAGCAUGCCCUUUCUUUUUUUUUAAAUUCAGAAUUCCAAUAAGUUAUUAUAAAGCAAUUAAACUAAUGACUGAUGCUGUAUAACAGCUCGUCAUUGGCAUGAUAUCCAGGUAGUUGAUUUUUAGCCUCCUACUGCAUAAAUUUCCUGCCAGCAGCUGGACAGAAUAUCUGACUUGCAUUUUUAAAAAUUACUCAUCCUUUAACGUGUGGCAAAUGGAAAGGCUAUUUCCUUUUUUCUGCUGCACUAGAGAAACCCCAACAGCAGCCAGGAAAACUUCCAUGAUGAUGUCACUAUGCUAAGGAUAUAAGAUAUAAUCCCAACUGGGUGGUGGUGAAGCUCACCAUACUCCUCCAGUUGAUGCCAUACUCCUCCAGUUGAGGAUGUGAUGAAUUUGUUGAAAUGCCACCAGCAUAAGCCGAGGCAAUUGUCUUCCUUGAUUGCUCCAAUUUAUAUUGUUUUACAAGACUGUCAGGAUACUUUCUGAACUGUUCUUGAGAAACUGCAAAGGUGGCAUCUGCUGUCCAGAAAAGCUUUUCCAAAAAAAAAAUAAUGUUCUUUCAAAUGAUACAUAGGCCUCUGUCACAAGACGAAAUAGCCCAAAGACGUGAUCUUGUAAGGCGACGGCAUGCUGAGAAGUUAGCAGCAAAUCAGGGGCAGGAGUUGGCACAAGAGACGAAUGGAGGAAAUACAGUGGACCAAGUUCUAAAGACAGGUGAGAUGAAACACAUGCCAGGGAAGAAGAUUCGGUGGAUGUGUUUGAUUCAUGAUAGGUGAUGAAAUGCUCUUGCUUUUGUCAUUCUAAAUAAAGCGUGGCAGAUCAGCCUAUGGGCGAGAUCAGUCCACCAAACCUUUGCCUCUAGCCUUCCCAGCCUGAUUUGGGGUGAAGAGUACAGAACACCCAUGGGUUUUCAUCCCAGUAGUGGCACUGGGCUGGGUAGAGAAGAUCCAUAUCACUCCUGACCCCUGCUCACUAGAUGAUUGAACAGAGGAAAGGCAUUUGGAUUCAAAUAUGGUGCCAUUUUUAUCCAGUUGAUUGGAUAUUGGCAUAAGUUUGGUUUGUUGCAUUAAUGGCUGCAUGUUACUGUAAGCAGUCUUGAGUGCAAGAUGAAGCAGAAUAGAAAUAGAAAAAUGAAUGUUUGCACCUCAACCCUUCCUUAGGCGAUGAUCAACCACCUACAAGUCAAAUGGAGACGAUGACCCUGGCUGCUGCAAAACGGGAAGCCGAAAAUAAGGACGCCUUUGUGGCUUUUGCAAGGGUGUUCAGUGGAGUUGUGAGAAGGGGACAAAAGCUCUUCGUUCUUGGACCAAAAUAUGAUCCAGCUGAGUCGUUGCACAAGGUAGGCCCCUUUUCCUUAUCUCACAAAGUGUGCUUUUGAAAAGUUCAAUCUCCUACCCCACCCAGAAAUGGACAACUUUUGGCACUUGGGGAGGUGGGUUGGUGGAUGGAAACAGAUCUGGCCCUGUGCCUUCAGCUGCUGAUCACACUUAAGGUUUUUUGCACGCAUGGCAUCCCAACUUCUGUCUCAUUUGGCUCUUGUUUGGAGCAAACAUGAACCUUACCAGCCACACUCUCCUUUUGUCUUGGGCAUUAGCAGGAAAGUUUCCUAUAAUUUAGCUUGGCAUUGCCUGUUUGGGGAAAUAAUAAUAAUUGGGGGAUUUGUGGUAUUCCAUUUUCUAUACUUCUGAGAACCUUGUAAUCAAGCUUUCUCUUGCAGCUUAGAAUGUAAAGGAAGAAAGUGUUCUUGUUUAUUCUUAAUGUUGCCUUUUUGUUUUUUUCAGAAAAAUGUGUCGAGAACUUUUUUUCUAGAACAGUAUCCAUUACUGAGUGGCUCUAUUUUCUCUCCUUCCCCAUGUUUAUUUCCUUGUUUAUGUGGGAUUUGUAUACACUUAAUAGUAAAAACCUCCAAGUGGUGUACAUAUAAUAAAAUACACAUAAGAAUUAUUGCUGAAAUUCAGAGUUGGAAGACGAGUCGGCCCUAGCUAAUCAAGAUAUAAAUCAAAUCAGCAGUUAAAGAACGUACAUUAUAAAAUUAAAUUACAUACAUUUCAAUUUGGCUACAGCUUCCUGUAGGAUGUUCUGCUGCUGAUAACCUGCCUUCAGUGCCUCAUUUGAGUUGCUGCACUUUAGAAGAUCUCUACCUAUUGAUGGGGAGAGGACUUGAGGAACUACACGAGGUGCCUUCAGGGAACGUGCUGGGUGAGCAUACUUUUAAUUGUUUUCAUUUUGUCCUCCAGUGCUAUCAUAUAUAAAAGAUGCAUUUCUUGAAACGUGCUUGCCAUUGUGCCAGUGAUGGGCAACAUCCUUAUUUCUGAAGGCUGCAUUUGAAAAUACAUUUAUUUAUUAAAUUCCUGUACACACACACCCUUUAGGGAUGCGGGUGGCUCUGUGGUCUAAACCACAGAGCCUUGGGCUUGCCGAUCAGAAGAUCGGCAGUUCGAAUCCCCGCAACCGGGUGAGCUCCCAUUGUUCAGUCCCAGCUUCUGCCCACCUAGCAGUUCGAAAGCACAUCAAGUGCAAGUAGAUAAAUAGGUACCGCUCCAGCGGGAAGGUAAACGGUGUUUCUGUGUGCUGCUCUGGUGCGCCAGAAGCGGCUUAGUCAUGCUGGCCACAUGGCCCGGAAGCUGUACGCCGGCUCCCUCAGCCAAUAAAGCGAGAUGAGCGCCGCAACCCCAGAGUCGUCCAUGACUGGACCUAAUGGUCAGGGGUCCCUUUACCUUUAAACCCCCCCCCCCUUUGGCCAGAACAGCUCCCCAUAGUUGUCAGGGAAGAGUUAGAAGUUUCCAGUUUCUCAGAGGGAGAAAGCAUUCCCCAAGGGGGGAGGGAGAGCAGUGAAUCUAAUAGAAGGGAGCAAGAGGAACAACAGGGAGGGACUGGCUGUUCCCAGGAAAGGCAAGGGUUAAGUUCUAGCUCAGAUUCGGAGGAGGGGAGAUACAGGCCAGCUCUAGCCAGGAGGUUAGAAAAAAGAGCGGGAAAGCGAAGGGAAGGGCGUCUUCACCAUUUUGAGGGUGGCUGGUCAUGGAGAAGCAGAGCUCAGAAGGUAUCUGAAAUAAGUGACUCUGAGGAAUAAUAGUUAAGAACCGUUUAUAAGAUUGUUUUGUUAAUACACAAUAAAAAGUUUUAUAAAGGAACAAGAAGCGUUUGUGUGGUGAUCUGAAGAGGACAACGACCAGUCCUGACAAUAGUAUAGUUUACAGGGACUCUAAAAUAAUAAAAUACAUCUAGUUAAAAGACAGCAUAAAGGAAAUGACAAUAUGAAGUAAGAACCAGCAGUUUGAUGCCAAUAUUAGCAAAGGACACCGGUAAUCUGGAAUAGAAUGAGAAGAGACUCCAUCGGUCAUCAGAUCGUAUGAUGCUGCCUUUCUUGCCCCUGUCAUGAUCACACCGUUAGAUCAUCCAGCCCAGCUUUCUCCAAGUUGCUGCCCUCCAGAUACUUAAGCUCUCAUCAUCCUUGACGGUUAGUCAUGUUGGUGUCCAACAACAUAUUCUUGGGUAACACUUAUUCUGUUUCACCGACUGCCAUCAGUUAUUGGAUGUGGGAUCUUUGCCUUGCAAAUCUUGUGCUUUACCACUGAGCAAGGCAUGCAGAAAACCCCAUGUUCAGCACCUGUCCAUUUAAAAGGAUCUUUAGCAGCUGGGCUGGGACUCUAGAGGAGAACCAAUGCUAGCCAGAAAUGACAGUGCUGAACUAGAUGGACCAGUUUUUUGGCUCCAUAUAAGGCAACUUUGUAUGGCGGUUCUCCUUAGACUAAGCAAGAAUACACCCAGACCUAUUCUUCUGAACCUUUGAACUCAGAAAAGUGGAUAGGAAUGAUUUUCUAUCAUUCGUAUGUAUAAAGAGGGAAUAAUAGUUUUGUCUUGGUAACUUUGUCAAUUGCUCAUCUAUUUGACUCUUCAGUAUCCUGUGAUGUGUGUGUUUUCAUUUUUGCACCGUGAACAACACCCAGUGUCUGAGAAGUUCAGUAUAGUCAUUAACCACAGAGGAAUUGGAGAGUUUUCUAAAUUUGGUUAGAUUUUAGCACAUGCACUGGUGGUGACAUUCAAGUAGAUAUCAGUUCUUAACAUAUUUAAAAUAUGCUGUGUUUUUUGUGACCAACAUUAAUAUUACAUAUUUCCAGAAAUAGAUAUUUAUCUCCUAAAAGAUGUGGGAAACUAAAUUUCCCCUCCAAAUCUUUGUUUACCAUGGAAACUUAAAAUCCCUUCCAGAUGUCUUUCCCUAACUCAUUUGAUUUUAAAAUGCUGCCUCAGAAGCCAUGUGAUAUUCAUUUCUUUUCAUCAACAUUGGUAAAAUGACGAAUAUCAGCAGAGCUCUGCUUUAUCAAAACUGGUUUUGAUUAAGCAUUUUGGGAUAACUUUUCUUGCCUUUUUAAAUAAAUUUCCUGUGUCCUGAUUUCUUGUAUGUUUAGUUUCCAUGAUGGCUUAGAUCUGUAACUUAGUUUUGUAAAACCUGAUAAAUGACAGAUUCUUCAUACUUGAUUCUCCAAAAUGCCAAGUUUUUAAAGGCUGAGCCUUAAUUUUACAUUGCAUGCCUGCACAUGUUUACCUUGCCGUACUGAAUGCAAUUGGACUUGCUCCCAGUGAGUGUGUGUAGGACUGCAGGUUUAGUUGCUUUAAAAGAGGUUGCUAGCACCACACCAUGGAAGCUCUCAAAAAUAUACAUCAUCCAAAUAUGAACAUCACUGGCUUAGGUGUAAUUAACCCCCAAUUUAUCUUACGGUUGGUAUGAUUUUUAUUGAGAGCUUUGUUGUAAGAUGAAUUUGAUUCACAUACACACACACACACACACACACUAGAAGGUUGCUUAGGGGCCUAUGGUACUUGAAGCAUGUAUCUGUUCUGAGUCCUGUUGUGAUCAAUGUCUGAAAUUGUUCAACCAGCACAGUGAGGAAGAAACUACUGUACCACUUCAUAUUGCAGGUGGGAAAUCACAUUUUUUGAAUGCUUCCCUAUGUAAAAAGCAUCAGGGAGAAGAGGGUGGGUUAAAUUUUGUGUGUUUUGCAAAGGGGAGAGGAGGUAUUUUUAAAAUGGUAUCUCCUAUCUGCAGUUGUCAGUGUUAUAGUUCAAAAUUCUAACAUCUCAAUCUUCCACAUCUCUAGACUAGACUUGAAAGGUGCCCGUUUCAGCUACAAAAACGCAGUGUUUUUCAUUGGAUAGGAAGAGUUUUUAAAAAUACACUCCUGCAAAAUAUCAUACCUACAGCUAACACUUCAUUCAGUAAUGCCCCUGACAAAUGUAAUUUUUAUACAUCAGCUAGCAUUUUAAAUAUCGGUAAAUAAUUUUCAGUAAUUGUCAGGAGAUUUUAUUCUCCAUCUUUUGGUAAAUUUGCCACAAGCUUCAAGUAAAGCAGAAGUUGCUCGGGUGGUAAGAGGCAGGGGACCCUAUUUGUACUAAGCUGAGAUUCUUUGAAAGCAAAACUAAACUCAGCAGGCUUCUUCUUGGGCAGGCAGCGGAGGGCAGCAUGCGAACCCAGUGUUUUGCAUGGUCUUGUGAGCUAAGCCAUGCUUUAGUAUUGUGCACAAACAUGACCAGAGAGGUGAAGAAAACAUUUAAAUGUGGUUGUGUAGAAGCAAUUCCUAGGGCUGGCUCUUUUGUGCAAAAAUUGUGGUUGAUUUGUGCAAAAAUUUGCAGCAGCCACAGUUGUGGAUGGGCUAAUUCACACAUCACAAUCCCCACCUAAGUGCAAAAGUAACUGUAGAUGGCUUUGGGCGCCACACCUGAUGCUUGUCUUUUUAAAUUUUGUGAACCAGCUCCAAGGCUCUGUGGUUUGAUAGGUUCAGCUUUUAACACAAUUUAAUGCCUUAAAAAAAGAAACAAAGAAAGAAACUAGGCCAUUGGAACAAACAAAUGCCAUGCAGUUGGCAAUUUGGUUCAGGGAGAGAUGCCAAACAUCUUUGCCGGAGGUGCAUGUGUAUAUUAAAUAGUCUUCUAAAUGUAAACCAUCUGUAAGUGGUGAAUUUUUUCCCCCAAGAGGAAUUAAAAGCCAACCAAUGAACUUUGGGAAGCUUACUGCUGAUCUGGUAUCAGAUUUUGAAUAGAAACAUUUGUUUUUCAUUGUGUUUUAAUAUUAUUUGGGUUUUGUAUUCUAUGGGUUAUAAGGGAUCCAAAGCAGUUUCGAAUUUUAAUUUCUUUCUCAUAAGGUAUGUUGUAACCUUUGAGUCGUGUUUUUGUAUAGAAAGCCUGCAUCCCCUUCCUUCGUCUGCCAAACGAUAUUCUCUUUUUCUUAUACACAGAUUUCACAGUCAACCGUAUACAGCAUCUUUUGCCAACCUGGUGCCCUUCAGAUUUGGUCAAUUACAGCUCCCGUUAGUCCCAGCCAGCAGUGCAGCGAUGAUGUCUAGGGCUGAUGAGAAUUCAGUACACAGAAUCUGUAGGGCCCCAGGUUGUUGGCAAGGGCUGCAGUAGGGUGUAACAACCUUGGGAACUGACUUUAUCUAUUUAAAACCCAAAAUGCUAGACUUUAUACUCAUGGAAAAAAAGCUUGAAAAUGUGCAGAUGCCUGUUGAAGUGUUCCUUAGAGCUUCCAUUAAUGAGGGAUGGCUCCAUAUAUAUUCAUUUUUCACAUACAUAUCUGCCUUGUACAGCUCUGCUACCCCUGCCCUGCCGCAUCCCUGCUCCAUUACUUGCCUCCUCCUUUGCCCUUUCCCACCAACCAUUGCCAAAACACUAAUGUCCUCGAACUUUUUCCUCCCAAUGUUGCAAUUGGAAUAAAUCAUACCGUUUUAGCAUCAUCCAGCAAAAAUUGGCACGAUGCUUUCAUCAAGAUAUGGCAUAGGGAUGAUGGAAUGUUUUUGGAACACAAAACUAUUGCGGUGAUUUGGCCAAAAAUGUCUGCCUCCUUUAUCAGGGUCUAUCUUGUCACAUUCUCUGUAAAGUGCAAAAUUGUAAAUUUUGCUCCAUAUCAGUGGGAAACUGUGUCGUCGUGAUUUGCAGCAUAUUCUGGUUACACUCUUUUUAGAGAUCUGCCACUCUUGGAGAAAUUUUAUAUUUUAAAAACCGUUUUACGGGUCAGAACGUUGUUGAUGUGCUUUGAUGUGGGUUAUUGCCAAAGAGAGUCUUAUCUCUGAAACUAGUGGGGCUCUAUCUGGUACAUAUUUUUGGGUUAUUUAUGAUAGAAAAGUCUAUAUUUCCAGGAGUAGAAACAACUCCCGGUCAUUUACAUAAAGGGAUGCAUAGAUAACGAGUUUGGGUGUGCUUCUCGACUCAACCCUGACCAUAGAUGCCCAGGUUUCUGCAGUGGCCAGAAUUGCAUUUGCACAGUUGAAGCUAGUGCACCAGCUACACCUGUUCCUUGAGAUUUCUGAUUUGACCACAGGGACACAUGCCUUAGUUGCACCCCAGUUGAACUACUGCCAUACGCUCUAUGUGGGGAUGGCUUUGAAAGGUGCUCAGAAACUUCAACUGGCUCAAGGAGCUGCAGCCAGAUUGUUGGCUGGGGCUGGUUAUGGGGAGCAUAUGACUCCCUUGCUGCAACAACUCCAAUGGCUACUACUCUGUUUCCGCGCACAAUUGAAAGUGCUGGUUAUGACCUAGGAAGCCCUGCGUGGCUUAGGUCCAAGCUAUCCGAGAGACCUUUUUAAAAAUGUAUUUACAGUGGUACCUCGGGUUACAGAUGCUUCAUGUUACAGACGCUUCAGGUUACAGACUCCGCUAACCCAGAAAUAGUACCUCGGGUUAAGAACUUUGCUUCAGGAUGAGAACAGAAAUCAUGCUCUGGCGGCGCGGCGGCAGCAGGAGGCCCCAUUAGCUAAAGUGGUACCUCAGGUUAAUAACAGUUUCAGGUUAAGAACGGACCUCCAGAACGAAUUAAGUUCUUAACGCGAGGUACCACUGUACUUUGUAUACCGCCCUUCAUCCUACGAUCCCAGGGCAGUUCACAACAGAUUCCUUCAUAUGAACCUGCCCUGGUUGUGAGAUCUUCAGGGGAAAGCCCUUCUCUCUGUCCCACCACCCUCACAGGAAAGGGCCUUCUCGGUGGCUGCUCCCAGGCUCUGGAACUCCCUCCCUAGAGAAGCUAGACUGGCUCCCUCCUUGCUGUCCCUCCUCCAGCAGGUGAAUACCUUCUUGUUCCAGCUGGCUUUUGGGAACCAACUGCUUUUAAUGAAAGGGCUUGUGCUGGGCUGUUUCGUAUUGUAAUUAUUUGUAUGUUUUAAACAGAUUUUAUAUAUGUAUGUACAGUGGUACCUCGGUUACUGAACGAAAUCCGUUCCGGAAGCCCGUUCAGCUUCUGAAACGUUAGAAAACCGAGGCGCGGCUUCCUAUUGGUUGCAAAAGUUUAUUGCACUCAGCAGAAGCUGCGUCACAUUCGGGUUCUGAAAAAGGUUCAAAAAUGGAAGCAUUUACUUCUGGGUUUCAGAGUUCAAGAACCAAAACAUACGACAAUGGAGGCGUUCGGGAACUGAGGUUCCACUGUACAGUCAUACCUCGGAAGUCAAACAGAAUCCAUUCCGGAAGGCUGUUCGACUUCCGAAACGUUCAGAAACCAAGGUGCGACUUGCGAUUGGCUGCAGGAAGUUCCUGCAGCCAAUCGGAAGCCGCUCCGGACGUUCGGGUUCCAAAGAAUGUUCGCAAACUGGAACACUCACGUUUGACUCGCAAGGCAUUCGUCAACCAAGGUACGACUGUAUAUAGUUUUAAUUCUCUUGGUGUUUAAUUGUUUUUAACUGCUGUUUUUCCAAUGUGUUUCACAGUGAUUGUUUUUAUCUGUGAGCUGCCUUGAGUCCUAUCAUGGGAAAAGGUGGGGUAUAAAUUAAUAUAUACCAAUAAUAACUGAACCAAUGAGUAAAUUGGUUAAUCCUAGUAUCCGGUAUAGUACAUGGCAGCCACUCUUGGGUUGCAUGCUUCUCUUGCAAACGUGAGUGUUUUCCUUCACACUUCUCCAUCUGGGGGCUGCCCUGUGUUAUCCAAUGCCCAGAUAUGUUCCCUGUCCUUCGACCUCCUGUGUGUAUUGGGGGGGGGCACCUCCUUCAAGAUAUUCUCCUUUUAAAAUCCCACCAGGUGGAGGGGAGGAGAAUCUGAUCUCCGAAACGUCUAACGGUUUAGAAGGAAUUCUCACUACGACUACAUUUUCAUACUAAGCCUAUUAAAAUAUCUAGACAUUUCCAUACAGCCUUUCUCAAAAACAAAUUUAAGCUUGUGCAGACGUGUGGAAUCUGAAACGCUGAUAGGCAACCCAGAUAUCAGACCAGCAGAGUGUUCACUGACAAUGUAUAGCUUGCUUGUAGCUUAAAAUGUCUAAACUUCUUUUGUAGAGUUAAGCAAAGGGGUGUGCUGGUACCCAAUAAAAGCACAUUGCAGUAAAUCAUUUAGAACAGUUAUCCACAUUAAUUGGAGCUGGAUCCUACAAGCUACUGCAAAAAAAAGUAGGAUAAUAAAUAGCCUGUUCUUUGAUUUACAUUUUUUUAUCCACAUUUUUCCAAGGAGUUCGGGGUGGUGUGUGGGAUUUCUCCCUCCUAAUUUUAUCCUCACAACAACCUUGUGAAGUAAGUUAUGUUGGGAGGGGCCAGUAGACCAGGGUAUUCCAAUGAGCUUCACCACUGGGUCAAAGUGAGUGGGGAUACUCUCUCCUCUCUUACUGCCGCCCUUCUUUCCAUUCAUUCUCUCUCUCUCAUGCACACCACCUAUCUAUUCCUACAAAUGCGAAAGGUGCUAACUGAGCCACACUGUAUUUAACAGGCCAAAGAUGACCCAGCCACUUAAGCAUGGCUUAUUAAGCACAAACAAAUUAUACUCGUAAACCAUGGUUUGCUGUAGAUUUAUAAACCUUGUUUUACAUUACACCAUGGCUUAGUGUUAUGUGUGAACCUGACCCUUAACUCCAUCUCUUCAUUAUUACAAAUGCAGUCAUACCUCGGGUUGCAGAAGCUUCAGGUUGCAUUUUUUCGGGUUACAGACUGCCAAAACCCGGAAGUACCGGAAUGGGUUACUUCCAGCUUUCGGCGGUCGCGCAUGUACAGAAGCGCCAAAUUGCAACCCGCGGGUGCGCAGACGCGCCGCUGCAGGUUGCGAACAUGCAUCCCGCACGGAUCACGUUCGCAGCCCGAGCAUCCACUGUAUGGUAUAUGUUAUUCACAGGGACUUUGCUGUAUGUGCCCUCUAAAACCUUUGAGAAUGAGGCAUUAACCAGAGAUAAUACUUCCUGCAUCAAAAGGGAAAGAGGGGGGAAAGCCUGUAGGCCAGGCACAGGCAAACUCGGCCCUCUAGAUGUUUUGGGACUACAACUCCCAUGAUCCCUAGCUAACAGGAGCAGUGGUCAGCAGUGAUGGGAAUUGUAGUCCCAAAACACCUGGAGGGCCGAGUUUGCCUGUGCCUGCUGUAGGCAGUCUUUAUAUCUUAACCACAGCUAAGCUUAAGAGCAACCCAGCCAGAUGGGUAGGGUAUAAAUGUUUGUUUGUAGCUACCUUAGGUCUGCACCUACCUUAGAAGGAAUUAGGAACUGUCUUCACCUGCACAAUGUUUUUCUUUCAGAAUGUGAACAUUGUAUUUCAAGCAGAGCCCCUGUUGCAAAACUUUAGGAGCAGGGCUCCAAAAUGCCAGAUGUUCUCUAUAGAAAUGGGGAAAGUCGGGGGGGGGGCAGGGGAAGUUAUUUGAUAUGAGAAAUGAUUUCUCAUCCUGCAAGGCAGAAAGAAGUAUGAGAGAAGUAGAGAAAGGACAUGUUUCGCAACAAUUGUUUUGAUACCUUCAUGGUUGAGAAUCGGAAGAACUCAUAAUUCGUCCUCUUUGUCAGAACAAAAAUAAAAUAAAAUAAAUUGGGCUUGUAAGCUGAGCGGUUGAGCAAGGCCAUGCCUGCAAAUUGGGAGAAAAACAGGAAGCUUCUGUGUGCAUCUACUUGUUGAAAGCAUUUUGGCCUGGUACAUCUAUUUUUCUUAAAUCCAAAUGUCAAAAAUAUCAUCUUCUACAUUAAAACAUUUUCUGCAUACAACAUUAAUUUUAACGUCAAAGGGAAGCUUGGAGCUCAUUUAGUUCCCAGCAUAGAACCACUGGCUUCUGUAGAUAAAAGGCUAGAAACUUGCUUUUUAAUUAUUUUUAACAUCUCGAAGUUUUGAGAUUCUCAGGAAGCUGAAUUCUGUGCCUGCUGCUGCAUUUAUUUUGCUUUUUCAGCAUUCCUGCAGAAUUGCACCCUAUUUUGUUUAUUAAAUUUGUACCCCAAUUUUCCUCCAAGGUGCUCAGAGUGAUAAGCACCCUCACAAGAACACUGUCAGGCAGUUAGAUUGUGAGACAGUUCAUGACCCAUGGUUACCCAAUGAGUUGCAUGGCAGAACAGAAAUUUGAACACAGGCCUCCCCAGUACUAGAACUGCACUCUAACCAUUAUGCAGCGAUGCCUAAAGUCACACCGGAUCAGACCACUUUGUCCACAGACGGACAGUUGUUUUCAAAGGACUCAAGACAGAAGUCUUGUGGUGUUUCUAACCUGGAUUAAACCUGGGAUCUUCCAGGUACCACCUAUAUGUUGUACCCUUGAGCUAUGAACUCCUCCCAAGACAUUUGCCUUUUUCACAAGAGAGAAUGGACUGCUGAGACAUCUGUGACUGGACAGACACAUCACAGUGUGAAAAUUUUAACUGCCUGAGCAGCAGUUCUAACCUUGUCGUGAGAUACUUCAGGGACGCCUUGCAGGUGCCCAGUUGAUUUUUUGACACUCCUUCAUUCCACACUGCUGAUCCCCUUGAUUUUCAAAACAGCUUGCGGCACUGGAGCACUGGCUCACAAAGUCUAAAAUCUUUUGGUUUCCAGAAUCAUGGCGUGGCCAUUUAGAACUGAGCCGCCAUAUCUGCGUCAGGAGUGUUUUGUCCUUUCUUAAACUGUUAACCUCAGCCAUGGGUGCGUAGCCAUAACCACGCCUAGUAAUUGGGCAAGCAUUGCCAGGACACUAAAAAAGUACCGGAGGCAGACAUGCGUACUUGUUUGCUCGUGUGGCUACUUUGUCUAGGAAUAAAAAGCUGCAAAAACCCAGAGUGUUAAGGCAGCCCUGAACUGCAAUUAGAUUCUGUAUCACCUUUUCUUGUUAGGUGUGCUUGCGGUGUUUAGUAUGUUCCCUUUUGCAGUUGGGCAUGCCAUAAUACGUUCUACAUUCAUCACAGGCAGUCUUUUAUCACAAAUUGCUUUGGGUUUCCUUCUGACAGUCGGGGAUCCUUUAGUAAGCAGCCUCCACUUAGUGCAGAAAGCAGCUGUAGGCAUGAGUGCUGUUUUAAAAUGGCUUUGCGGGAUCGAUGCCAACCUGUGAGCAUGGCCACUUUUAUAUGAAAAUCUAGGAACAGUGCUCUUUGCCACAUAAAGCACACACACACACGCCUUGCUUCUUACUUCUGUGUAAACCUUCAGACUAAUUUUGCGCUCUCUGACUUGGUAGUUAAUUUUUUUAUUUUUUAUUUUUAAGAGGCCAGCUUGAAGCCAUUCCAGCUACAAAGAGCAUCUUUGCUCAGCCUGCGCUAAUGAACGCAGGAGGGCAGCCUUUCUCAAUGAUGUGCCACACAAAGAAGACAGGGCUGUGGAAACAAAGGAGGCUCAAAUGUUGGUCUGCGAUUCUGUAAAAGGAGAGGGGUGUGUGUGUGUGUGUGUGUGUGUGUGUGUGUGUUGGCAAUUGGUUACAGAAUGGAGAGAGAUAAACACUGCUUUUGUUGUGCUGUCAGUAUCACAGACUUUAAGCUUCAUAAUUGCCUUGCUGGUGGUGUGAACAUCCUCCGUCAGUUCACUGCCAGCGCUAUCCAUCCUUUGUCUCGUUUUGCUUUGCUCUUCCAAUUCAUAAUCUGUACCUGGCUGUAAUCUGUUCAUAAAAAUAUAAAAAAUUAUCACGUAGGUGUCAGUUUCACCUUUCAUCUUUGGUAGCUGACACUUUGUGAGUGUGAGUGUUUAGGCUGCUGACUCUUCACUUAGAUUUGCUUGUAUGGCCAACAAGUGGGCUGUUCUCCGCUGCAUUGCUUGUUUAGUAUUUACAUUCCAAAACACUUAUACAGUGGUACCUCGCAAGACGAAUGCCUCGCAAGAUGGAAAACUCGCAAAACGAAAGGGUUUUUGGUUUUUUGAGUUGCUUUGCAAGACGAUUUUCCCUAUGGGCUUGCUUCGCAAGACGGAAACGUCUUGCAAGUUUGUUUCCUUUUUCUUAAAACCGCUAAUACAGUUGCGACUUGACUUCGAGGAGCAACUCAUAGCACGCGGUGUGGUAGCCUUUUUUGAGGUUUUUGAAGACUUUGGUGAUUUUUGAAGCUUUUCCAAAACUUUUCCGACACCGUGCUUCGCAAGACGAAAAAACCGCAAGACGAAAAAACUCGCGGAACGAAUUAAUUAAGUCUUGCGAGGCACCACUGUAUCUAGUGAAUCUGGAAAUGCAUGAUGGCUCUGCCUUUUUAUUGCAUUUAUAUCCUGCCUUUCCUCAACAAAAUGCAAGUGAGUGAGUGAGCAUGCUUGGGGGGGGAGAGAGAGAGAGAGAGAGAGAGAGAGAAUAGAUAGAGUUCCCAGAUGGUCUUCCCAGGCACUGACCAGACCCAUACAGCUUCAACAAUAUUGCUUUCAUAGAAUCGUAGAAUUGUAGAGUUGGAAGGGACCACAAGGCUCAUCUAGUCAAACCUCCUGCAAUGCACCAUAUUUGCAUUUUGUAUUUUUUAAGAGCCUUGCUGGGUCAGAUGAAAGGUGCGCCUAGUCCAGCAUAAUUUCCCCCUUCCUUCUUUUGAAGUAGCUGGGCCACAUGUAGCUGGGAGCCCCACAAGGAGACCAUGAAGACCCCAGCCCUACCCAUUGUUUGUCCCCAGCAACUGGUAUUCCGAGGUAUCCUUGAGACCACCUCUAGUGGGUGUCCAAGUUGGGCAUUUGCCAGGGCAGAGCAAGAGCAGCAGAGGGUCCUGCCAUUUCCACUUAGCAUCCAUAAAGCAGGGACAGCCUAAGGAAACUCUUUAGUUUGCAUGUCCCACCGCUUCCAGGUUAGAGGGGCCCACGGAAGGUGCCGUGCCCAAGGACCCCCAAAUUCCCGGAGCCAGAACCGGGAAUAGUACUUUUGAACAAGAUUGCAUUCAGCAUCAUGGCUACUGUUAGGAUUAUUAUUCUGAAUUUGUCUAAUCCUCAUUUUGCAAGCAUGGCUGUAGCCCUUUUGCCACGUGUUUGUGGCUGCGAAUUCUAUUAAGUUAACCAUGUGUGUCGUGCUAAGCUGCAUAGGAUCGUACAUUUUAAAAGCAAUAAUAAAUUGCAUACAAAUGAUAUAACAAUUUGUUACGUGCUCCACAUUUUCUGCAGUGGUAUGUGGAGAGAAAACUUUUUCACACUGCGUUAUGAAAAAAAGAAUGGUUGUGCCUCUUAAACUACAGUGGUACCUCGGGUUAAGUACUUAAUUCGUUCUGGGGGUCUGUUCUUAAUCUGAAACUGUUCUUAACCUGAAGCACCACUUUAGCUAAGGGGGCCUCCUGCUGCCACUGUGCCGCAGGAGCACGAUUUCUGUUCUCAUCCUGAAGCAAAGUUCUUAACCUGAGGUAAUAUUUCUGGGUUAGCGGAGUCUGUAACCUGAAGCGUAUGUAACCUGAAGCGUAUGUAACCAGAGGUACCACUGUAUAGUUUCAGGCAAAUGUCCAAAGUGGUGCUGAUCACGUUUCACAGUAGUCCUAUCCUAGCAAUUUCAUCGUAUAAAUGGAGUAGCAAGUAUUUUAUUAUAUUCGGGUAGUACCUAAUUUCUGUGUAUAACCUUACUGCUUAAUAUCAGUGGACAUGAAAUUUGAGAGCCCUUGAAAAUCAGUAGAGCUGUACAUUUCCCAUCCCCAACAGAAGCUUCUCAUUCUGUAACUCUGUCACAGCAGCCCAUAUUGUUGGAAUAACUUAGCUGCAUAUUUGUGAAUCAGUUCAGUUGGGGGGAAAUGGAAGAGAUGGAAAUCAGUUAUACUGAAUGCUAUCUUAAAAGGAAGCAAGUGCAUUGUAUUUUUUUUAUAUAAAACAAAAAAAACAAACAAGAAAGUUGAUGGGAUGUUUUCUGCCAUCCUAGGUCUCAUUUGCUAAUUGAAAUCCAACCUAGGAGUGUGUUUGUGUGUGUUCUCAAAAUAGCAACAGCUGCCAUUCCAAAACUACAGCAAAGCAUAUUUUGUUCUUUGGAUGUGUAAGAGAAGUUCCCUGCCAAAGCAAUUCAAAUUCUGCACUUAAGCAAACCCUCAGUUCUGCCACCUGUAUAAGCUAUGCAAAUUCAAUAAAUGCAUAAUUUAUUUGCAUGGUUCUGCCUUUUUAUUAGUUUUGCUUAAUUCAGAUUUUGUUAGUCAUGGGAGAGGGGAAAGGAGCUAUACAGGUCACUAAAAAAAACCCUUUCUGCUCUCCAUAAACCUUUAUUCUCGUUUCAGAAAUCUCGUUAGGCAGUUGCCCAUAUGCUUUCAACCAUAUUUUCAUAACCAUAAUGGCUAUAAAUUUUUGCUCCCUUUGCCCCAGAUUUACAUGGUGUUCGUAUCACCACCGGGUGCCCAUAGUUCAAUUCUGUCCAACUUCAAAGUUGAGAUUGGUGGAUUGUCCUUGACCUUGUGCUGUGUUUCAAAGAUAGUGUGAUAUCAGGAAUAUGCCCUUUGUGAAUACCAGGACCCUGUCCUUCAACCAACAUUUGGCAACUACAGCCAAAUACAAAUUUGCAUUUAUUGGUCAUUCUUAGGGUGCCAGGGAGUAGCCAGCCCUGCAGAAGAUAGGGGUGAGAGAGAAGGUUCAGAAUUGUUACCCUCAGCUGGUAAAUCGUAUGUGCUGGUGACCUUUGUAUUUUCUUCCUGGAUAAAACUGGGCCUGUUCACUUCUAAUUUAAAAAUUUCCAAAAAUACUAAAUGAGCUCUUAACACUUUUUAAACACAUAUCCUACCUGCAGGAAUACUCAAUGAGAGUACCAACAGAAAAAGAAAAAAAUGUCCCAAUCAGGUACUGUAACAACAAUGACCAAUUUGGGAUUUGAUUGAAGAAUUUACAUUAUUGUGCCUCUGAAGUGCUUUCGUCAGUGAUGAAUUCUUUCAAAACCUCCACUGAUGGUUCCCAAAUAUGACUCUCCUCUUGCUUCUUCGGGAGGAUGAAUAUCCUGUGUGUUGCUGAGACAUCCAAAUGGCUUUCAGAACCAGAGUAAAUUAUGCAAAGUGUAUUUGAGGUAGGGCAGCCUUUCUGUUUGAAGACGUCCUCUAUUUUGAAUGGGUUGCCCAGUCAAAGUUUCUUUUAAAGAUAAGAACCAUAAGAAGGAAGAGGAGGUCAGCUUAGCUCCGAGACAGGAGACUGAGCAGGAGCAUAGCUCACUUGGCUACAGUUUUCUUCACUAUGGUGAGAUGUAUGUUAAUUUCAACAGACAUGUUUCCCUAUGUGCAUCUAAACCUGUGUGUGCUAUUCAAGAAUCAUGAUACAGGAAAAACAGUGAAGCCAGCCAAUGCCUUCACAUAGCUCCAUCCUUAUUUCAGACAUGGUUAUAUUUUGGUAUAUCAUGGUGUUGUAAAGGUAAAGGGACCCCUGACCGUUAAGUCCAGUUGCUGACGACUUUGGGGUUGUGGCGCUCAUCUCGCUUUGCAGGCCGAGGGAGCCGGCGUUUGUUCGCAGACAGCUUCCGGGUCAUGUGGCCAGCAGGACUAAGCCGCUUCUGGUAAAACCAGAGCAGCGCACAGAAACGCCGUUUACCUUCCCGCUGGAGCGGUACCUAUUUAUCUACUUGCACUUUGUCGUGCUUUCAAACUGCUAGGUUGGCAGGAGCAGGGACCGAGCAACGGGAGCUCACCCCGUCGUGGGGAUUCGAAUGGCCAACCUUCUGGUCGGCAAGCCCUAGGCUCUGUGGUUUAGACCACAGCGCCACCUGCGUCCCCAUCACAAUGUUUAGCUGGUUAUAUAUCACAGUGUUGAAAACCAGAUGUCGUCCAGCCCUAAUUGUCACCAGUUUAGUGCCAGCACUUACAGUACUGGAGCUCGUCUGAGACCCAAGCUAGGAGUUUGUUAGAAGAAAGUUAUAAACUCAAACAAAAAACCAGUUGGUCCCUGGCAGGGACCCCUAGCCAGUUUAGCCCUCUGAGGACCAGAAAAUUGUACCUGGCUCUCAUCCCUACACACCCCACCUCCUGCUGGCAUCUGUAGUAGGUAUGUGCAAGUUUCUCAUUAGAAGGCUGGGAUUUGAAACUGCUGUGAUAACUAGAUUUGCCAUGUAAAGUUCUCUGUUACAUUCAGUUACUGUGAUGGCAGUUCUAUUUUAGUGCGUUUUGCACCUUUCUGUGAUUUGGUAGAGAGAAUUAGGUUUUUUUUAUUUUUUAAAAAAAUUAUUGAAUUGAUAUACCGCCCCACACCUGGAGGUCUCAGGGCAGUUCGCCAAAAAUAUCACAAUAUAUAAAGCAAAAUAAAAACACUGGGUAAAUCAUCCUGAAUAAAUCAUAGUUGUGUUCAUUUCUCCGAGUGGUUUUGAGUGUGCUACCAAUUGCAGUGGGCAGGGGACAGAAAGCUGAGUCACUUCCACCAUUCCUGUUAUCACCUGCUAGAAUGAAUGGUAACACUUUAGGCUGCAGGUGGGGAGAGCACAUAGAUGGGGGCGGGGAACCCCACAAAACUCUCUAUACAUACAAGUAGUACAGCAGGAAGUGACUCAGAGUGGGACAGCUCUCCCAGAUGUGCAGUUUUUUAACUUGUAAGGAGGCUUUUAUGUAGAGAGGCCGCCAGAAACGGGUACCCUACUUGUGGUACAUGCCACUGUACAUGUCGGUCACACAUUGCUGCCCAUGAGAAGAGAGUAUCCCUUCCAUAGCAAGGUGGGAGAGGGCUAAACCUCACCUUUCUACAGGCUGCAGUCCUGACAAAAGUUGGUGCGCUUCCAUGCCUUAGUUUAUGUAUUUCAAAAUAUUUAUAUACCACUUUCACAACAAUAUAUUAAAGCGGUUUACAAAGGUAAUUAUAAGACAAAACAUACGAAUAACGGCUUAAGAAAGCAGGUACAGGCCAGUGCUUGAGAACUGGAAUUCCCUCUUUCAGAUCUCAGACUUGUGGGUCUUGCCCCCAUCCCUGUUUGUAAUGUAGAGCUGUUAAAACUAGCCUAGCUUUCAGGAUUGCUGUAAGUAAUUUUAGUCUUCCCGUGAACAUAUGUCUAUGUGUCUUGAGCACUUGCUCCAUAUUUGUCAGGAAGGAUAACUAAUCCCAACAAAUAUUGAAAGGGGGAUAAAUUCUGGCUUUAUAACAUGUGCAAAAAUCCUUUUGUGCAGAAAACGAUCUACACAGGCUUUGGGCUGCUGACUUUCAUAACAAAAUUCCAUGUGAGCAGCUGUAUAAAAUCACUAAGGCCUAGCGCAGGUGUAACAUUUUCCUGAUAAUUUAACCAUUGUUAGGAGAGAAGGGAUUCCUUGCAUGCUCACACUGUCCAUUCCCUGCCCCCUCAGCACAGACCCCCUCCACUAUUUCCUUUUCAGCAUAUUGCUCAUGCCUGCACCAAGGUAUUCAGAAUUUGUAAACCAGCUGAUUCAGGGUUUCUGGGUUAGAUUCAAGCUCUGGUUUAAAAUCAACCAUGAUUAGCAUUAAACUUGAUGCAGAUGUAACGUUCCUCCUGGUUGACAUUGACAAAAGGAAGAUAGGAUGGUCACAUCCAGACCAUACUUUUAAAGCACAUUCAGUGCAUAUGGCUUGCCCCAGAGAAUCCUGGGAACUGUAGUUUAAGGGAGCUGAGAAGUGUGGCUCUGCAAAGGGUAAACUGUGUGGGAGCCCAUCAGCCUUCUGGGACAUUCCCAGUGGUUUAAACCCUUAGUGAAAUGCUCAGGAAAUGUCCUGACUGCAACAGGAGGGUCCAAAUGGCAUCAAGGACUUUCUCUGCCCAUACAGCUCAUCCCCUGGAUCUGCAAUUUGGAAACAUCUGCACACGUGCAUUUGUGUCCACCAUUCAUGCACAUGCUUCAUUUUUAACCAUGUCAGCUUUAAAAUAAGCCUGCAGAAGCCUAAUCUAGAAGCCCGCAGACUGUAUGGCACUUGGUUUUCCUCGUUAACCUAAGUCCCAAAGGCUGGAGUGACCUCAGAGAUUAUGUGGUUUUGGCCUCAUCACACCGUUUAGAGGAAGCUGCUGGCAGCAGGCAGUGUUUUGAAAAGCUGUCGUCCUCUUUGGCGUGAGUGCGCUUGCCACAAGCAUUUCAGUGGCAUGAUGUAGCUGGAUACUGCCUCCCCAGGGCAUGGUCUGACUUUGAUCAUACGGUUGGAGAGCAAGCCAGGCAGAUACAUCAAAAGUAGGAGGCAAUAAGAGUGCAGAACAUAGGCUUCAAGCACCACAUUUUAGGUUUUUUCUUCUUCUCAUCCACACUUCCUUUCUUUAAAAAAAAGAAGAAGGAAGAAAAUGGGGCAAAAGUGUUAGAAAACAACCACCAAUAUAACUUUUUUAUAUAAAAAAAUGGAUUGGUUCAAGCUAAGACACACCAUCCUUCACAAAGUAUCUGCCACAAUAAUGCACAGAAACAAACUACUGAUGUAGUGAUGCUGCAAGUGUUUUCUACAGCCUCUUUCAAUAUAUUAGGUAAAUCAGUUUUGUAUAUUUUGGGACUCUGGUGAAUUGUGGCUUUUAAGACUGAAAACGUAAUGCUCCUUUUCUGAACUCUCAAUCCUCAUUUUGCUUCUUAACUGCACUUUCUGAUUAAAUUCAGCAUUUACAAUAAAAGCAAGAACAUUUGUUUGUUUCCUAGCUGGUACCAUGGCUUCGUCAUUGGCAGUGUCAGGUCUGUGCUGCGGCUGUUAGGAAAAAAUUGGCACCCUCCUCAGGUUUGAACCUUGGCAGGUGCCCAACAGUUUUGACCUGCUCACAAGCCCUUCUCUCACCCAUGCCCUUCUUUGGCCUGCCUCGCUUUCCUGAUUCACUCACUCACUGGUUCACUACAACCAAAGUUUACAUCAGUGUAUGAAUCAGGUAAACUAUGGUUACUUCCGCCCAUCGUUUUCUUCCAAACCAUCAUUUCCAGCCAAUUUGCAUUUAGUAUUUAUUCUUUCUUAACUGAUAAAAUUUUGUGUGGUAUCCCUUUUAAUAUAAACUGCAAUAAAACUAUUAAAACAAGGUAUUUCCGUUUUGCUUGCUUCAUGGUUGUGAAAUGGCAAAAGUGUUUUUUAUUAUCACUUUAGACUGGGUGUGAGUCAGAAAGCUGGCUUUGUUUGAUUCUGUGAACUUUGAAUUGAGCAAAUGAAAGAAGAAGUGUGUUUCUGUUGUUAGGAAUGGUUGCUGUGCUUGGUGUCAACAGAGUCCAUCCAGGCAACUUGGAUGCUUUGCUGGGUUUCACGAGGUUGAAAGGGGCACUGCUAGGUUCAGAGAUGUAUAAAGCAAAUUCUGUACACUAGGGGUGGCCAACCUGUAGCCCUCCAGAUGUUGGAUUACAGCUCCCAUCGUCCCUGAACACUGGCUAUACUGCCUGGGGAUGGUGGGAGUUGGAGUCUAACAACAUCUGGAGGCCCAUGGGUUAGCCACCCACCCAUGGCAUGCACUUUUACUUGCAAGCAAAUCCCAUUGUGUUAUAGAACUUAAUUCUGUGCUAGUAGUGGGCCCUUGUCAUUUAAACUCACUUCUGAUGGAUGGCUUGGUUUUCUCCUUGCCUAGCUUCUCAUUGGUUGAGCUGCUCUGAUGUCACCAAUCAGGUUGUUUGGGUUUGGCUCAUCUCAGGCAGUUAAGCUCUUAAGAGGGACAGUUUGUUUGUAUAUAGUGUCUAUUUAGAGCUUUGGAAUCAGAAUUCUGGAACCCUGUGACAUUUGUAAGUCCAAUAAUGGCUUGUGUGAUCACUUCUCCCCCAUAUUCAUUUAAAAAUAUUGAUCUGUUCUGGCAUAUUUAUGUAUUGGCAGAUCUGGUGAUAAGAGCUGGGCCAGCAUUUUCAUGUUUUAAACUGUAAGCCUCCCCUAUACACUCCAAAUAUUGUGGAAACCCAGCUGCUAUAAAGCAAGGAAGUGUAUCAGCUUAUCUGUACAUAUUGAUUACACCCUGGCACCUGCUGCAGCAGUGAAGUUUGUUUUUUAAUAUAUUAACCCAUUGGUAUUUCUAAAAAAUAUUUUCAUUUUCAAAUAUAUAACAACAAAUAAAAAAGAACUGCAUGUACAAAAAAAACCCCCUCAGUAUCUUUCUAGAUUUAAUGGUUGAUCAGACGAAGGGAUUUCAGUGCAGAAGUUACAUGCUCAUGGAUCUAAUGUUUGCACAGGGCCAACAUGAUAAAGUUCAGUGCAUGUUGGCCUAAGCUAUGUAGUCAUUCAGUUCCUUCCAGUGACCACACAAUUCAUGCCUGCAAAAUGCCCUGUGCAGAAGUUGAUGGACUCUUGCCUUUACACCAGUGGUAGGGAACCUGUGAUUCAUCAUUAGUUGUUGGAUGCCCAGCUCCCAUCAACCCUGGCCAGUGGUUAGGGGUGAUAGGGUUUGCAGUCUAACGAUAUCUGCAGGGGACAGGAAUUUGUUCAAAGUAAGCCUGAGAAAAAAGCUAAUGCUGUUCUAGGCUGCAUCAACAGAAGUAUAGUGUCCAGAUCAAGGGAAGUAAUAGUACCACUCUAUUCUGCCUUGGUGACACCACACUUGGAAUACUGUGUCCGAUUCUGAGCAUGACAGUUUAAGAAGGAUGUUGACAAGCUGGAACAUGUGCAGAAGAUGGCAACUAAGAUGAUCAAGGUUCUGGAAACCAAACCUUAUGAGGAAAGGUUGAAGGAGCUGGUUAUAAGAUACGAUAGGUAAAGGUAAAGGGACCCCUGACCAUUAGAUCCAGUCGUGGCUGACUCUGGGGUUGCGGCGCUCAUGUCACUUUAUUGGCUGAGGGAGCCGGCGUACAGCUUCCAGGGUCAUGUGGCUAGCAUGACUAAGCUGCUUCUGGCGAACCAGAGCAGCGCACGGAAACGCCGUUUACCUUCCCGCCGGAGUGGUACCUAUUUAUCUACUUGCACUUCAUGCUUUCGAACUGCUAGGUUGGCAGGAGCAGGGACUGAGCAAUGGGAGCUCACCCCGUCGCAGGGAUUUGAACCGCCAACCUCCUGAUUGGCAAGGCCUAGGCUCUGUGGUUUAACCCACAGCACCACCCGAUUCCUCAUAAGAUAAGAUAGCCAUCUUCAAAUAUCUCAAGGGCUGUCACUUGGAAGAGGUAACAAGCUUGUUUUCUCCUGCUCUGGAGGGUAGGACUCGUACCUAUGGCUUCAAGUUACAAGAAAGGAGAUUCCGAAUACGGUAAAUAUCAGGAAGAACGUUGACAGUAAGAGCUGUUUGACAGUGGAACCGACUCCCUCAGGAGGUUGUGGACUCUCCUUCCUUUGAGGUUUUUAAGCAGAGGUUGGAUGGCCAUCUGUCAUGGAUGCUUUAGCUAAUAUUCCUGUAUUGCAGGGGGUUGGACUAGAUUACCCUUGGUGUCCCUUCCAACUCUACAAUUCUAUGAUGCUAUGAAAAUAACUCAGAGUGGGGUGCUACUGAAUGCUGUCAUCUCUUAGUGAGUGCAAACAGUUGCCGGCAGCUCUGGUUCUGGAGUAAAAAUGAACCCACCGUAAGCGACUUUUACAGCUGGGCCUUCUGUAGGUUGCAUCUCAUGGUUAAUUUUUUAUUAAACAUGUUCUCCUCUAGAGCAUUCCUGGAAGGGAACUGGGGAGAUAAGUGGGUUGAUGCAUUAUCUUUACAUAUGCGUUCCACUGUUCUUUGUCUUUAGUUCUUUGUAUUCAUUUAAAAGGCUGUGGUGUCUGCUAGGUUAGCAGCGUUACAGCGCGACCUGAAGUUGUGUUUUUAAAUGGCUCUGUCGCGGUGAUAACUUUUAAGGCGAGUGACAGAUGGGCAGUCCGAGCUUUUUGCAGUCUUUAAAGAUGGAGGAGUAAAAGGACAGAAUUUUCUGUUGUUUUGGGGGAAAGAAGCUGACAUCUGGCUUCCAGUGUUUUGCUCCGUCUUGGAGGAGAUGGUGCCUGGCUGCUGUUUCCUUGUGGCUGACACAUGACACCCCUUUUGCAAAGCUCGCUGUUGAGUCAGCAGAAAUACUAGCCAGACUCGUCUGGCUUCAGAGGAGCCUUUGGUGACAGCGAGGCAGUGAAACAAAUUAAGGUUGUGUGAGCACUAGGAGGUGUUUGGGCCACAUGCUGCGUGGGCAAGGGGAAGGCGGGGGUGCCCCUCGCACAGCCUUUGCCAGCCUGGCUCAUCUCCAGCUGUUUUAGACUACAUCUCCCAUCGCCCGCAGCAAAUUUACCCUAGCAAAUGAGGCCACGAUUAAGAAGGGCAGAAGAGGGCAAUGGGCCUCUCAGGAUUCCCCACCUUAAUUGCGGGCUGAGGAAUUGGCAGAGAACAUUAUUCUUAUUUUUUAAAUUUGUAUGCCACCCUUCAUCCAAGGGACGCGGGUGGCGCUGUGGGUUAAACCGCAGGGUCAGGGGUCCCCUUACCUUUACCUUCAUCCAAAGAUCACAGGGCAGUUCACAUUUUCAGCCAAUUUCUCCAGGUGGCAGAGAGAUUCUGGAGUAAAAAUGCAUACCUGAAGGAGCUUCGCCACCCCCAUUAUUAAGCCCAGACAUUGAGGUCCAGCUCCAAGGGCCUUCUGGCUGUUCCCUCCUGUGAGAAGUGAAGCUACAGGGAACCAGGGAGAAGGGAGAAUGCCUUCUCGGUAGUGGUGCCCAUCCUGUGGAACACCACCUCCCUCAGAUGUCAAGGAGAUAAGAAACUAUGCAACAUUUAGAAGACAUUUAAAGGCAGCCCUGUAAAGGGAAUUUUUAAAUGUUUAAUGCUUUAUUAUGCUUUUGUGUAUGUUGGAAGCCACCCAGAGUGGCUGGGGCAACCCAGUCAGAUGGGCAGAGGACAAAUAAUAAAAUGAUAAUGAUAGUGAUGGUGAUUAUCCAGCAACUUUUUGGGGUGGGGUUAUUUUCCUUUCUCCUAAGGUUUUUUGUUUUUGUUUUGUUUUUUUGUCAUCUCUUUCCUUCCACUGCAAGUGGUGUCAGCAGCCAGCAGCUGUGCUGGCAACCACUUUGCUGCCAACGAUGUAGAGUGACGUUCUGGGAUGUGGCCAGGCCAGGGCUGGUAACUUUAACCCGGAGGUGAGGAGUGCUUGGAGAACAUUCAUCCUGUUGACCCUUUUCUCAGGGGAAGUGAGAGGAAAACCUCCCCUUUUCUCAGAAAUGGUCUUCUGAGAAAGUUCAGCUAACCUCUAGCAGAGGGUCUCAUCCAGAGGCUUCCUCCUACUCUUUCCUGAAUCAAUAUUGGCCUCCUUGGUGGGGCUUCCAAGGUGAUAGGGAGGUUGAUCUCAUGCAGCGAUUCCUAUAUCUUCAUUAUAAACAGUAAAUGGGGUGUGUAUAACUAGAUAUACAUGCCAAAGAUAGUAAUCUGUUUGCUUAAAGAGGGCUGCUGGGGGGGGGGGGCGGACACAGAAUGCAGUGUACUAUUCCCUAACUGACCUUUCUUUCCUUUUUCUCCUUAAGAUGUCUUGGGUCUCAUCUAAAUUGUAAGCUUGUGGAAAGGAUCCGUUUUAGUUUUAAUUAUGCAUGGCUCGAACGGUUUUAGGUCCUUUAUGAAAAAUUAAUAGCAAUAUUUGACUUGUGUUCAUAACAUUGCCGUAGCGAUUUAAGGGAGAUGUAAAAGAAAAUCGCAACGAUAUUCUCAAAAACGCACAGUGCCUCUUGGCAACUGCAUCUUGAAUUUAUUUUAAGACCCAGUCUUCAAUUAUUUAUUUCAUUGGUAUCCUGCCCUCCCCUCCCCCCCCCCAAAUUCAGGAUCGAGAAUGUGGUUCUUCCCACUGUACCCCAGCAAUUCUUCACAACAACCCUGUGAGGCUGAGAGGCCCAAAGUCACUUUGACAGGCCUCAUGGCUGACUGGGGACCUCAACCCAGUUCUCUUCCAUCAUAAUAGUCUAAUAUUCAGUCUUAACAACCACAACAUACCCCUUCUCUUGAUCUUUGCAGCGAGUUCCUCACCCAAGAUAGCUCUCCGCUUCACCUUACUCUUUUCCCUUUCUUAUUUUUAUAUGUGUUUGUAAUCAUCAUAGAAUGGUAGAGUUGGAAGGGACCAAUGCAGGAAUCUCAGCGAAACCAUCCAUGACAGAUGGCCAUCCGGCCUCUGCUUAAAAACCUCCAGGGAAGGAGAGUCCACAACCUCCUGGGGGGAUUCAGUUCCAUGUUCACAAAAAAGUUGGUAAGAGCCUGUAGGGGUCACAGUUAGUGUCAGAUGUUGCCUCAAACCUGGUUUCCUUGACGUGAAAUGGGCUUCCUUUAAGAAUGCAUCAAGCAGUUUCUAGAGGAAAUCUCUCCUCUUUCACAGACGCCGUUCUUUUUUCCAUGUAAAUUUAUUUAUUUGGUUUUUCAGGUUAAAGUUUUACUAUCACAUAUCCAACAUACAGAAUAAAAACAAGAUUCCAAUUAAUCUCUUGGACUUCCCUCCUCCCCUUUGUGGGUCCUAUUGUUAGUCCUCCUGCAUCUUUUAUAAUAAUCCAGAUCUUUUACAUCUUUUUACAUCUCCAUUACGUCCAGAUCUUUUACAUCUUUUUACAUCUCCAUUACGUCCAAGAUUCACCAUUAAAUUACAAGUGUUAUUCCAAUCCUACUAACAAUUUUAGCUGUUUACAAUGGUUUUUAAGAUAAAUUAUAAAUUUCCCCCGUUCCUUAUUAAAAUUUUGUUCUUCCCAAUUUCUGAUCCUUCCAGGCAUUUUUAUCAUUUCGGCAUAAUCCAACUUAAUCUGCCAUUCUUCUCUGGUAGGGACUUUAUCUUCUUUCCAUCUCUGGACAGCAUGCUUUGGGUCCUAUCGUUUUACUGGUUGCACUAGCUGUGACUGUCAAUGUGAAUACUACUGGUUUGUUUGGGGCGUCUUUUUUUACUUUGUUUAGUUACAUGGGAAUGGUUCACUCUGUCCCAAUACCUGUACCUUACUCUGUCAUGGAAACCUCUAAUAAAAAACAUUUGGCAGCCUUGGAAAUUCAGCUCCUCUUUUGAGAGGCCUCAGACUACACCCAAGUGGCUCUCCGUUUUGAUCUUUCUACCCUUAAAUGGACAAGAGGUCAUGGUUUACCUUGGGGCUAUUUCACAUAACGACAUUGCGCGUGCGUCUGUCUGUGUGUGUUCUGUAUCAGCAGGGACUCCUUGCUAGCCUGCUGAUGACAUGAGUUAUCCUUUUGAAGACUCGAGCAGGUUUUCCUCUUGAUUUAAGAAGACAAAGCUACCUAAUCUCUGGAUCAGCUCCUAUCGCUGCACUUUGUCUAAGGGAAUGUUAAAGGCCGACACCUCUAAGAACGUCAGUAAAUCUCAACUUGUGCAGAGCGCAUUGGACUUUCACAUUUUUUAGACUUAAGGAAAAAAAGAAAGGCCUAUUCACUUGAUACUUGCUGGUUUUGUUCUCUACUUUUGCUCGUCCAGAGGCUCUGCAUGGAGAAGACUUUUUAAAAUAUAUUAUCUCUUUCCCACUCACAUGCCUCUCAAAGUAUUUUUACUCAUCUCUUGUGACUUGUUAUCUUAAUCUUAUUUCACACUCAACUUGUUCCUUAUUUCCUUCACCCCAAAAUGGCUGGUUUCUUUCAUCUUCAUUCCCUGGUCCUUUUACAUUCACAUUUCCCCCCCUAUACCGUCUUUCCUCUCUUAUCCCUUUCCUUUCUAUUCAGAGUUGUUCAUCAUCAAUAAUAAUAAUAUAUAUAAAUAAACGUUAACCUUUUCUCACUUUCUAACUUCCUUCAACAUAUCCCCUGUCCCUUUACCCUCAAAGGAGGAAGACAUUCCUUCUUUCCUCUCCCUCUGAACUUCUGUCUCCCAGCUACCUUUAUUCAUCCUGCAAGGACUUGCUGGUGCUGGCAUUGGACCAAUCAAAAGACUAUGGCAAGACCUGGUGGCAGAGCAGGUGUUGACAACAGUGGUCUAUUUAUUUAUUUAUUUAUUUUGUAAUUUUCUUUAUAGCCUACCCUUCACCUAAUUGUCACAUGGAAGGUUACAAAAACUUCUCAAUGGAAAUAAGUACACAGUGUGUUGAAAUCAUAAAAUAAAACAACAGAAAGAAUUGUGAUCUCAUUACAUCAGUUGUGCCUAUUCAAAGUCCAUCUCUGGACCCAAUUUAAAGUACUGACUUUGAGCUAUAAAGUGCUUUAUGGCCUUAGACCAGCAUGCUUAUAGGAACACUACAUGGGCCAUUGGUCUUGAUAUAAGGCACCUUGCUGUCUUCCUAGAACUUGUAGGUCCCGUAUAAAUCUAUUUUGGCAAUGACAAGAGAAAGAGCCCUCAAAAUCGCACAUAGCUGCUAUUUAACACCUAGACGUCUAGCUUAUAUAAAACUCAACAGGUCUCCUAUGUGUUGGAGGGGGUGUCUCACUAUUGGAACAUAUAGACAUACGUGGUGGGAGUGUUCAAAAAUGGAAAAAUUCUGGGAAAAUGUCUUUGCAGAGAUAUCUUUGGUUAAAAGGCAGACAGUAUCUAUGUCCCCAGGACUGGCACUGCUUAAUUUGUACAGUCGGGACUCACCAAGAAUUAGAAAUAAAGAUCUUAUAACCCAUUUAUUAACCGUGGCAAGAACAACCAUACCAAUAGAAAACAUUGCAACUGUUGACCAUGGAUAUGUGGUAUGAAGCAGUCUGGCAGACGGCUUUGUUGGAAAAGCUAACAUGGAAACUGCGGAUAGCAAGAGGCCAAAAGAAAAACAAUAACUUAUACGCAGUAGGGGGCGACUUUAUUGAACACACAGGUAAUGAGGCACAUGGGGGAGUAGUGUUUGGGGUGGGUAACACAGUUUGGAAUACAGUCGUACCUUGGUUCUUGAACGUAAUCCGUUCCAGAAGUCCGUUCAACUUCCGAAAACAUUCAAAAACCAAGGCGCGGCUUCCAAUUGGCUGCAGGAGCUUCCUGCAUUCGAUUGGAAGCCGCGUUGGACAUUCGGCUUCCAAAAAUGUUCGCAAACCGGAACACUCACUUCCGGGUUUACGACGUUCAGGAGCCAAAACAUUUGAGUCGCAAGGCGUUUGAGAACCAAGGUGCGACUGUACUUUGAAGUACACAUUUUAACCCUUCAAAUUGUUACAGAUAUAAUGUAUUCCUUCCUUUUAAUGAGAUUGGAGCACAUGAUGUGUUAUUUUAUGGUUUUUAAGAUUAUGAGAAUGUUUGAAAUAUAUGCUGUGGCAAAUAAACUAUUUCAAAAGAAGAAGCUGUGAGGCCUUCUUCUCUCACCAUGAAAGGGCUUGUAGCCACGAUGGCUUCGUUCUUCCUCUGCGGUUGGAGGCAGGAAUGCUUCUGAAUAUCAGUAACUGAAAACCACAGGAGAGGAGAGGGCUCUUGUGUUCGAAUCCUGCCUGCCGGUUUUGCCCAGGCAUCCAUUUGGCCAGUGUGAGACAGAAUGCUGGACUGGAUGAGCAGACUCUUCUUACAUUCUUACAUUUAAAAUGUGAAUAGGCCUCUGAUUCAGCCUAAAUAGGAUACAAAAAGUCAUUGCUGAAAAUAAUUAUGGCUAGGAUAAUCAUGUCAAUAAACCUUGUUUUGGAAGUAACUCUUGCUGUUAAAAUUAGAAAGCAUGACACACAAGCCUUUAUUAAUAACAUCUUGGAAUGAUAACGGCAAAGCAUAUUUGAGCCAUUCCUAUUGUUCUGUUUCAUGCCAUCUGUUCGCACACCCACGGUGGCAAAGAUUUUUUUAAUCUAAACAUUGGGAAAGGGCAUUUUAGUAUCUGCUCAUUCUAUUGCUUGAUGGCCUGGAAGUGUGUGUUCCUUUCCAAUUUCCACUUUGGUUAAUUUCCGCAGCGUUUUAAAACAGCUUAGUUCCAGGUAAAAAUGUCAUUUUUGUAGGUAAUAGCUUGGUACCUUCUAAUUAUUGCUGGUAUUUUAGAUUUGAUAGAGAUUUCGGCGCAAGACAAUAACUGUUAUAAACUCAUUUGGAAGAAAAUGUAUACUGGUGGAAACUGUUUAUAAAAAGAAGGCCCUAGGCUUUGGGAAUAAUAAAGUCAAGUCCUAGUAAAUUCAGUUUUAAUUGGUUAACUGCAUAAUUUUGCAAGUAAGAAUAAUGAAUGGGUGAAGAACGCACGUAAGGCAUUUUCACUGGGUGUUAUCCUAAAACUUAACGUUCCUGCGAUGUGUUCCAUUUAAAUGGCAGACAUUUGCCUAUAGAUCAUUUGUGUUCCAUUAUAUAUUGAGAAUUAAAUCAAUUGCUACAAUAAUGGAAACUGAGAGUACUUGAUUUAGUUGCACCUUUGAUGUGAGAGCUAGCAGAAGAGAGGUUUUUGCUAUUUAUUUUUUACUACCAAAAUAAGGGUCAAUAUGAUGUAGGGAGGAGAGUGAGUCUCUCUUUAUUGCAAGAACCCACAUAGGGAUCCUCUCAGUGGAGUCUGCCCCCAAAUUUUGCCAGUAUCAUUGUUCUUUCCCCAUUGGAGUGAAUGGAAGCCAUGUGGGAGAAAGUUGAGGGGUGUUUGCAGACAUAGAUAUUACUGGAGCCCACGGCUCAACUUGCUCCUGACAGAUCGCGGGGAGAAGAUGAUGUUCCCCUUUUUGCAACAAAGCUGUCAAUCAUCAGUCUUGUUUCCUAUGUCCUAUGGGAGCUAUUUCCACCCGGACAAUGCUUCCGACUGCAGUAUGUCUGGGACGUAUGCCAAUCCUAGAGUGUAGCUAACAUAGUGUGAUAGCCAAUGAAAUGUUAUUUUUAUUUAUGUAGAUUUUAGCAUGAUCCUGUUCAUUUCUAAAUCUGCAAACCAGAUUGUUUUCCUAAUUCAGAAGUAUUAAUGCUGGCUGGGGGUGAUGAGCUUUAGUUCAAAACAGCUAGAGGACAGCAGGUUAACCUUUCUAUUACAAAGUCUCCAAGACAACAUUUUUUAAAUACCAUUAUGUGCAAAUUGUCUGCCUUAAAGGCUGCCUUAAUUUUUAGCACCAGUUAAAUUGACAGCUGCCCAAGAGGUGGGAUGUAGUGUCUUACCUACCAUGGAAGGGAACAGGUGUGAAUUUAAAUCAGUUUGUCCACAUUUGGGACCCAGUGUGAGUUGAGCAAGCCCAAUGAAUUAUUCCCCCCCUGCCUUCAAAGCCACUGGAAUCCUUUCUCUGUCUAUCACUCUUAAACAGAAAAGUUGACUAUAUUACUAGUGGGCAGUGUAGAUUUUGUGUGUGUUGUUUAGUCGUGUCCGAUUCUUCGUGACCCCAUGGACCAGAGCACGCCAGGCACUCCUGUCUUCCACUGCCUCCCGCAGUUUGGUCAAACUCAUGUUCGUAGCUUCGAGAACACACACAUAUAAUAUGUAUAUAACCUUAAUAACUUGUCCUUGAGCUUGCUUUGCCUUCCUUCCUCUAUCACUCCCGUUCCUUUUUCCUUGUGUGUCAUGUCCUUGUAAAUUGUGAGUAGGGAUCAUCUUAAUACUGGUUUUCAUAUACUGCUGUAAGAACCUUUUUGAAUAAACAGUGGGCUAUAAAUAAAUAAUGCACAUAUAUGAGCUAUAUAUAGGGAUUACACACAUACACAUCCGACUGUUAAUCUUCAAAGCAAUCAAAGAGCACUGCAAAACAGCAUUUAAAAGAAGUAGGCUCUUGAUCCCAGGAUACUGUCAGACACGUAGCAUAUUACAAAUAGGUGAAUGACGGGACAGAGGAAGAUCUGGCAAUGCUUAGCUUCUGCCUUGCUCAGUGACGCAGCUAGGAUUUCAAAUGUGCAUAAUACUUGUUUGUUUUUCAUUCUACAUUCCUCUUGCAAUAACCACAACCUAUAAAUUCCACAGUGGGGAACACUUCUUGUAUCCACAGCAGGCAGGCUGAACUCAAAUGCCUAAUUUAUCUGUGCCAUCUGUACUUGAUUGGCAGAACCACUAAAGUGAAUUAAUGUUACCUGAGAAACCCUGUUCCGGAUUCUGUAUGUUUUGCUGUCAGAUGACGCUCCUAAUAACGUGUGUCUAUCUGAACAAAUUAAAUAUGAUUUUUAAUCUGUAGUACAAGGAAAUAUUUAGAAAACUGCUUUUACUUCCAGCAAAUUUCUGAAUCAGAUAAAGAGUGUAGCAAGGAUAGGUGAGCUCUCUGAGAUGAGAUUCCUCUCAGAUUCAUUAAUUGUCUGAUUUUUCUCCCCAACUGUAAUUGGAGAAAAUCAGAUUAUUCUUCCAAAUUCACAUGAAGGUCUUGGGGAAAAUUUUUCCACUCCCUAUCCGCCCCCAGCAGCCCUUCUCUCCAACUCCAUAAUGCACAUAGCCCCUUUUCCCCAACUGGUACAGAAUACAGAAGCCAGUCUGUUCACCAGAUCAGGUUACAGGGAUCAUGUUACUCCUUUGCCGAGAAAGCUACAUAGGACCUCCUGAUUCCUUAUGCUCCAGCUCGAACACAGAGCUCUGACGGGGCAAUUUUGAGGGUCCCCCACACCCCAGAGAUUUUGUUGGCAUUUAACAGGAACCAGGCCUUUAGUGUGGCAGGCUCUGCCCUGUGGAACUCCUUGCCAAUAGAUGUCUGGCAGAAAUCUCCCUUGUUUGCUUUUUUAAAAGUGAGAACUGGAUCCUGCAACUGGGAUCCUGCUAUCAGGCAGAGCCACUCCAUAGCAUCAUAGAAUUGUAGACUUGGAAAGGGACCCCGAGAGGGUCCAGCUGCCUGCAAUGCAGGAAUAAAGGCACUUCCUUUUGCAUUGCCAGUGUGGCAUAAUCAUAAUCCCUUCUGUAUGUACAGAGGACUCUGAGUUCCACGUUCAAACAAUCUCUGGCAACUCUUAAAUGUAGGUUACUAAGUUCCUGGCCACUAGGUGUUUGAAUUGAGCUCCAGUAUCUUUGGCACUAUGAGACCAUAAAAUUUCCUGUGUAUGAUCAGCUGCCCAAGGAAGGAGAGGAAUGCAGAAUUUUAUGUAGCAGCCACACAGCUAACAAUGGUUGGAUGAACUGAUUCUAGGGCCAGGGAUGGGCGAGGCUUCAGGUAAGGGGAAGUUUCCCCAGGACCCAGUGGACCACUAGCCAACUAGAAAUGUACAAUACAGGCUGAUAAAGGUGGAGUGAGAUACAUACCAGUGGCUCGGGUCACAAAGCCAAUUGCUUACUGCUCCACCACCACCACGAGCCUCUAUACAGUGGUACCUCUUGUUACGUACUUAAUUCAUUCCAGAGGUCUGUUCUUAACCUGAAACUGUUCUUAACCUGAAGCACCACUUUAGCUAAUGGGGCCUCCUGCUGCCGCCGCGUCGCCGGAGCACAAUUUCUGUUCUCAUCCUGAAGCAAAGUUCUUAACCCGAGGUACUAUUUCUGGGUUAGCGGAGUCUGUAACCUGAAGCAUCUGUAACCUGAAGCGUCUGUAACCCAAGGUACCACUGUAUACGCAAGUGCAAAUCUAUAUCUACUAUGGAUUAGAGAUUCAACACUAAAACUCUUAAAACUAGAUUUGUAAAACUGUACAGAGACAUGAUCAAAGGCAAGCAACCAUAUUUUACAGGAAGUAAGCAAUGAGUCUCAGAGAAGUGAAAAGUUCAAGGUCAGCCAAGGCACAGAAUGUCCCUUCCCUUAACUUGCAGUUUGAAAACGUACUGCAAAUCAGCUAGAAAUCUACCAGUGUGUGCCAGUCUACCUUCCUGCUGUCCCUGCCCUGGACAUUGAUUAGUGGGUUGCAAUUUGCAAGAAACUUGCACCCUUCCCUCUGUGUGGGGCCGGGACAUAUUGGCUGCAUCACCAGUGUUAAAACAGUAGAAAAAAGGAAGGAGAGGUUAUUUUUAAGAAGGAAGAUGAGAGAAAACAGGAGAAAACAGAAUGCACAGUGCUGGGACACUGCUCAUUCUGCACAUUCAUUAUCUUCUUUUUUCAAUGCUGUCAAGAAUGAAGAACAAAGCCUUCAAUAUGGUCAGCACCAAAAUAACUUUUUAAUAACGCAACAAAGCACCAAGUCUUUUUUAAAUUUUGGCCUUGCAGCGCUAGUGGUAACCACAAGUAAAAACAAACGUGAUGCAAGCUCAGAGACAUUUUCUCAAAACCAUGAUUAAAACUGGCCUCCACACAAGUUAUAUAUCUGUUUUUCCUUUGGAGAUUUGGCAGCAAUUCAUCCCCUUCAGCUGCAAAUCAAAACUGGAACAACAGUCUGGAAGUUUGUGGCUUAAAACAUGUGCUUGUUAUUUGAGGAUAUCGGGGGUUUAACUCAUUCUACCUUAGUUAUUACCAAUGAUGUGAAUGAAGCGAAGACCUCAUGGUUGUAAAAGAGUGGUCCUGUACAAAAACGUUAUGCCUUUUGAGUAAAGAGAUCACUAUCCUAAUCUGAUAAAUAUGGUCAGUAUAAGCUUCUGACUAGCCACUAUCCUGAUUGCCCAUGGCAGGUAAGAAUUGUUUCUGAAACAUGUCUCUUUUUUUUUCUUUUUACAAAUCCCAUAAACAUCUAAAACAUGGGCAGGUGGACAAGUUACUUUGGGAAGCUUACGGUAGUUGUAUUGGGAGAAGGAGCAGUAUUCUGCGAGAGAGUAUAUGCAGCAGUAGUUUGCAACUCAGCGAUUCUUUGCAGUUCCUCACUCUCCCCUGUGCUCUCAACAAUAUGCAAACCCUCCUCCAUAUCCGCUGUGCCCAUCAUAAUGGUUGGCAGGUUUCUGUUACUUUUAUAUGAAGGCCAUGUAGCUGAAUAUUUUUGUUGACUUCAGGGUGUGUGUCUUGACUUCAUGCUUCAAUGCCUUGUAGGGAUAGGAGGGUUGCAAGAAUUCGUACUGAAGUCGGCAACGCUCUCAUCGUCGCCAGCUUGCCCACCGUUUAACCCCCUCAGCUUCGAAGCAACACCGAUUGUGCGAGUUGCUGUGGAGCCAAAACACCCAAGUAAGUGUCUUCCCUCCAUUCCUUGAGUAUCCAAUCAGAAUCAUUAGGUAUACUUUCGAAAAGCCACAAGGGUGGAAAGGAGUGGUCGUAAAUGAGUUUGAGCAAAUGAUAGUAUGGUGGUUGCCUCGCAAUAAGGCAGGGUUUCCCUAACUUGGGUCUCCAGCUAUUGUUGGACUACAGCUGCCAUUAUCCCUAUCAACCAGGGCCAGUAGUCAGGGAUGAUGGGAAUUGUAGUCCAAAAUCAGCUGGAGACCCAAGUUUGGGAAACUUAAUAAGGAAAUAUUUAGAACCACUCAUACUCAUACUAGGAUGGAUGUCGGCAUGUUACAAGAAACAUGGGGCAAUGACAGCCUCGUUCUGUCUUGUUCUUGGUCUGUAAUGUGUACAACAGGAAUGGGGAACAUGUUGGACUACAACUCCCAUCAGCCCUCACUGUGGGCCAUACUGGUUGGUGCUGAUGGGAGUUGGAGUCCAGUGACAUCUGGAAGACCACAGAUUCCCCUUCCCUGGUACAUAUGUUAUAUUGCAUGGUGGCUUUCUUGAGCUCUGCAUUUGCCUGCUCCCACUUUAUGUCACUGUUAGGGCAAGGAAACAGUAAUUUCAUCAGGACAUGAAACACAUUCUGGAAGGAGAAGAGUGGAUUUGAUAUGGGGCUGUUGUUUUGAGUGGCAGCCCUGUGUCUCUUAGAACAUACAGAUCCACCCACAGUCUCUUUUUUUCCUUUUAAUCCCUCUUAAGAUUUUUAGUGCUGUUAUAAUAUGUAAAAUCUAAAAGCUAAACAAAACAUUAUUCUAUCCUAUUCUUUGUACUCAGUAUUUCACAGCAGCCUGUGCUCCCUUUUCGUACUGAGCUUCGCUCGUAUGUUACUUUGAAACCCAAGUGCUUCAGAGGUACUUCAUUUAAAAGUGCUUUUGUCUUCCCAGGUGAGAUGCCGCAGUUGGUUAAAGGCAUGAAGCUUUUAAACCAAGCUGAUCCUUGUGUACAAGUUUUAAUCCAGGAGACAGGGGAGCACGUGUUAAUUACAGCAGGAGAAGUCCAUCUUCAGCGCUGUUUGGAUGACUUGAAAGAGAGGUUGGUGGCAGGGAUAGGUGGCGCGAGAGGAAAAGGAAGAAUUGCUCAAGGCUCAGUGAUUAAAUCCAGCAUUUACAAGACAGUUAAACGUGUAAUUGUGGUUUAACCUAUGGAAAGGUCAAAGCAUCCUUUCCCAAUUCUUCCUCACUGUUGCCGGUGCACAAUGGAAGAUUUUUCAUACUGGCAUUCCUCGUAUGUAGAUUUCUAUCCAUCAGUCAAUCAUUUAUUUGUAUACUGCCUUUCCAAAAUUAAAGCCAUGCUCAAGGACAGCUGACAACAUUUAUAAAAUUACAUAACUGCAAAACAUAACAAAAGUCGUCAUAAACAAUGAACAAAACAUCAAAAAGUACCCACAUAAAUUGAACAAUUUCCACAUAAAGCAUAAGAUCCAUAAGGAAUUGGGAGUUAGGUUGUCCCUGCAUAUUAACUGUAAACUGCUUUUGUAUGUUUUCCCAAAUCAUUUGUUUGCAACCAUUGCCCAUCUAGAAAUCCUCUUUGUAGAAAAGCCCAUUUUUAUCACUCAGAAUGUUUGGUGGACACAGUUGUAAAGCUUUCACACUGUGUGCAACAGUAGAUUGCUCUGCAACGGCUAUGUUUGUUGCCAUCUUUUUCACAGCAGUCUUUUUCGUAUAGACACGACUUGACGUGUUCAGCUCAAGUAAUAGAAAUCAGGAGCCUGAUCCUUGAGUGGGUCUCUAGUCUAACUCAUUGAGUUGUGGACUGAGUUUUCAUUCCAUCCUGAUACCACUCUUAAUUCCUUGGAGGCAGGAUGGGUUUCAAGCAGCAGAGUCUCAAAGAUCGGGAAUCUUCUGGAAUAUGAACCUAAGUGACUCACACAUCUCCUGUCCGAGGAAAGUGCUGGGGCCCAUUGCCCUUCUCAGAUAAUAUUUUAGGACUUAACUUCACUCCACACUAACUCACUGGGUUGCAGCUCAGAGGAUGGGAGACCUGCUGCUGCUGCUGCUGCUGCUGCUGCUGCUGCUGCUGCUGCUGCAACAACAACAACUGUAAGAGGCAGUUGAGAGAAUUUGGAGCCUGUUCUGUUCCUCAAGAUAGGAAUCUGCUGUAUAGUCAAACCAUUGGUCCAUCAAGCUCAGUAUUGUCUACAUCAGAGUUUCCCAAACUUGGAUCUCCAGCUGUUUUUGGACUACCGUUCCCAUCAUCCCUGACCACUGGUCCUACUAGCUUGGGAUGAUGGGAGUUAUAGUCCAGAAACAGCUGGGAACCCAAGUUUGAGAAACCCUGGUCUACACUGGCUGGCAAGCAACUCUUUAGGGUUUCAAGCAAGGUUCUCUCCCAGCCAUAUCUGGAGAUGCCAGGGCUUGAACCUGGUGCCCUAUGCAUGCAAAACAGCUGUCCUGCCACUGAAGUAUAGGUAAGGUAAAGGGACUCCUGACCAUUAGGUCCAGUCGUGACCGACUCUGGGGUUGCUGCGCUCAUCUCGCUUUAUUGGCCGAGGAAGCCGGCGUACAGCUUCCAGGUCAUGUGGCCAGCAUGACUAAGCCACUUCUGGCGAACCAGAGCAGCACACAGAAACGCCGUUUACCUUCCCGCCAGAGUGGUACCUAUUUAUCUACUUGCACUUUGGCGUGCUUUCGAACUGCUAGGUUGGCAGGAGCAGGGACCGAGCAACAGGAGCUCACCCCGUCGCGGGGAUUCGAACCGCCGACCUUCUGAUCGGCAUGUCCUAGGCUCUGUGGUUUAACCCACAGCGCCACCCGCGUCCCAUGCCACUGAAGUAUAGUCCUUCCUAAUAUCCUCAUCAGGAAUGUACCAGGAUCCAAAACAGGCUCAUAACUGUACUCUGACAUAACGGGUUGCAGUGGAGGGGGCGGGAUGCCUGUUGCUUUAAGUAUGCUAGAAUGAAUGCUGCCUCCCUCCUUGGCUCCCAUUAUUGAGUAAUUGCUUAAUGUCUUAGGAGGCAGCGGGCUGCAAUGGUUAAUCAUAAUGUGAAGUUGGCAUCAUGUGAUUACUGGCAUUAACCCGCCACUGAAACCCUUGAAGACUUAAGUUUCAUUUGCUGUGAGGCCUAACUGUAGCCUUUUGGCUUUCUGUAGGUUUGCCAAGAUAGAAAUUAGCGUAUCGAAACCAAUUAUUCCAUUCCGGGAAACCAUAACAAGACCCCCCAAAGUUGACAUGGUGAACGAAGAAAUAGGAAAGCAGCAGAAAGUUGCCAUCAUACACCAGAGUAAGGAAGAGCAGAACAAAAUCCCUGAAGGUGUGCAGGUUGAUUCAGAUGGGCUGAUAACGAUAUCGACGCCAAACAAAUAUGCCACACUCAGCAUCAGAGCAACGCCUCUUCCUGAGGAGGUGACUCGACUACUGGAGAAGAACAGCGGCUUAAUUCGGACCAUAGAACAAUUCUCCUCUUACCUGAAUGAAGGUAAGAAAACAGAAGAGAUGAAUCCGAAGACCUUUGACCAGAUACAGGAGUUCAAAAAAAGACUAGAGGAAAACCUACCAGGAAGGAAAUGGAGAAAUGCCGUUGAUGGGAUCUGGUCCUUUGGCCCCCGAAAAUGUGGGCCUAACAUUUUACUGAACAGAUGUGAAGGCUACAAGAGGUCUGUGUGGCAGUGCCUGGAAGCAAGCAAGCCACCCAAGGAAGCGAGCGUGUAUCGGGAUUUUGACAACAGUCUUGUCAGCGGGUUCCAGUUGGCCACACUUUCAGGACCAAUGUGUGAAGAACCACUUAUGGGUGUCUGUUUUUCGGUGGAGAAAUGGGACAUGGGCAGAUUUGUCGAGCAAAUGUCAGUUAACCGGCAGGAUUCGGAUGAAAGGAAGUCUACAGAGGAGACAUCGGCAGGGGAGGAAACUGCCCUUGUGUCGAGGACUGGAGACACUGAAUCGGCUUCUGAAACUGAGCUGCAAGAUGGUGAUCAGUGUAGCCUCAAAUCAUCCAGUAAACCCAAAGGAGAGGCUUUGCCUGCAGACUGUUAUGGCCCUUUCUCUGGACAACUGAUAGCAACCAUGAAGGAAGCAUGCCGUUAUGCUAUGCAAGCAAAGCCACAGAGGCUUAUGGCUGCCAUGUACACCUGUGAGAUUAUGACAACAGCUGAGGUCCUUGGUAAGCAUGAAACCAGCAACAUGCACAAGCAGACCACAUGGUAGAUGUUGCAUCUGUAGGGGGAAAGCAUUGUCAGAAAGCUGACUGCGAAUGACUUCCUUGGCCAUGCCAGCUUUUGCCAACCUGAUGCCCUCCAGAUGUUUUUGGCUACAGUUCCCAUCAGCCCCAUCCAGCAUGCAGGCUGGGGUUGAUGGAAGUUGUGGUCCCAAACAUUUGGAGGGCGCUAGGUUGGCAAAGGCCGACAAAGAAAAAUAAUUAUAUUUCCUGUGAUUCUCCAGGUAUAGAUGGAAUUAUCUGGUUAACUCAGCAAGUAGUUGUUGUUGAUUAAAUUUCUGAACUGCCCUUCAUCCAAGAUUACAGGGCGGUUUACAAUAUAAUGUACUUGCAAUAUAGUUAAACUAUGGAACUUGUUUCUGUAGGAGUUAGUGACGGCCACCAACUUGGAUGGCUUUGAAAGAGAGCUGAACAAAUUCACGGAGGGUAAUGCUGCCAAUGGCAACUGGCCAUGAUGUCGAUGCAUUGCCUACACAGUCAAUACUUCUGUAUGCCAGUUGCUGGAAACCACAGGAGAAACUGCUAAAAUAAGAGGACAAAAUGAUGAUAUUUUUAUAGAAGGAGACCUAUCAAAUUAUCAUUCCUGUAUGAAAUCAUGUGCAGGAUUUGAGAUAUGAGCAACAGAGGAAUGUAGAGAAUGGAUUUGUGGGGCUUAGAAAAUAAAUGUAGAUGUGUUUUAAUGCAGCUGUUAAGGGGAAAUAAAAGAAAAUCAGGGAAGGAGAGAUGGGAAGUCAAGAAAAAACGUGUAACAAAAAAAAUUAUAUGUAUGAUUGGAGUUACGUAAUAAUUUGAAAGAUUCAAUAAAAAUAAACCACAGGAGAGGAGAGUUCUCUUGUGCUCUGCUCCUGUUUACAGAUUUCCCACAAAAGAGGCUGCUGGACUAGAUGGACCUCCUUUGGCCUGAUCCAGCAGGCUCUUCUUUAUUACUAUUUUUUAAAUAUUAUUUUUUUUAAAAAAUAAAAUGUCUUUAUAAUUUUUUUCAUCUUGGUAUAUUGACUUCGUAUUACAUUUAUUAAGUUACUUAAGCAGCCCCUCUUCCUGGGGCUUAAGAUCAACAUCCUGUUGACUAAGGCUUGCACUUAGAUGUUCUGUUUCCUCAUUGCCCACCAUUUUUAGGGGUAAAGAAAAUGAAAUACCUCAUAUGAUAAUUAACUCCAUACGUUCCUGUUGGAGUGGGAUCUCUGUUAUCCCAGUGCUCCUGCUGAGAUUUUGCAGCAGUUUUGUGGUCAGUAAAACUCACUCCAACCCUUGAGUGAAGUCCCUACAAUCUCUUCUUAAUAUUCUGAGAUCUGAAGUUUUUCACACCAUCAUUUAAUCGUAGCUGGUUACUCUAUAUGACUGUUUGUCGAGACCCUCUCUUGCCCCAGGCGUUAAUUAGUCCUCCCAGUUCAGUAAUUGUGCAUCUGAAUUGAUGAAAAGGAUGCAACAAGCUCAGUAGGUCUUUUCCCUUUUUCAGGUCGCGUUUACGCUGUCCUCUCCAAAAGAGUCGGCCGGGUGUUGCAGGAAGAGAUGAAAGAAGGGACAGACGUGUUUAUUAUCAAAGCAGUGUUGCCAGUAGCAGAGAGCUUUGGUUUCGCUGAUGAAAUCAGGAAGAGGACAAGCGGCCUAGCCAGUCCACAGCUGGUCUUCAGUCACUGGGAGGUAAAAAUUCUAUUCACUCCCAUCUGCCUUGGUGUACAAUUUCUUGUAGAUGCAGGAAAAGAAAUCAAGAUGAAGGAGGGGAGAGGUUAAAUGGUGGUCAAGACUUAAAUUUGCUCCAUUCUUUCCUAAGCCAAGCCAUACAAGCAGAUUUUUAUCUGCCUUUACAGUGGUACCUCCGGUUGUGAACAGGAUCCGUUCCGGAGCUCCGGUCGGAUCCCGAGGAAUUCGCAACGGAGGUGCCACUUCUGCGCAUGCGUGCAACGUGUAGAGCACUUCUGUGCACGCGGAGAAAUCUGGAAAAAUACUUCCAGGUUUGCUGCGUACGUAUCCUGAAGGAUACGUAACCAGAGGUGAACGUAAGUAGAGGUACCACUGUAUAUUUGCUUUUUCCAAUGCACGCUUCACAAUAUUCUGUUCUGCUUCAGUAGGUUUUGGGUUAGGGUUAGGGUGUUCCAUCCUCUGCUGGAUUGAAUUUAAAGUCCAUUAAGUCCAGCAUUAUGUGUCCAGCAGCAGCCAGAUGUUUCUGGGAAACUGGUGAGCAGGGUAUGAAGGCAAUAGCUGUCUUCAUCUUCUACUCCUGGUUGCUCCUCUUCUGCCACAAAAAAAGAGUAGAAAUAAGACACUAGGGAAGGACAAUUUUAAAAUAAUUCUCUUCAUUCUCUAUAAAGUGGCCUAUGUUUGAUACAUGUGUUUCUGCACACAAUAGAGACAUAUGUGGUGGAAUACAAUAGACAUAUAUUUGGUGUAAAGCACUCCUUCCCAAACUUUUCCCCCCAUGGACCACUUGACAAAUUGCUUGGGGUCUUCGCGGACCACUUAAUGAUUGUUUUGCCUGUUGCAGCGGUUGUAAUGCGCAGCGCUAAGUAGAUGCUGUAUGGUUAUUAAUUGUGUUUCUAUUGCUCCUUUUAUUUCUCACAUCGUAUUUUAUUAUGUUAUAAUUUGCAUUUCAUGGAAUUCAAAUUGUGCAACGGAAUAAAAUACAAGAAAUAAAAGAAGCAAUAAAACGACGGUUUAAAAUCAGCAUGGAUAUUUAAUGCAGACACAACCACCGGAAUGAAGCUUGCAGACCCCUGGUCCACAAUUUGGGAACUCCUAGCAUAGAGGGAGACAGUAAAUGGAGAAGCAUCCAUUUUUAGAAGGAGUAUCCCACUGAAUGCCCCAGUUUCUGGGGUGGGGAGCAACAGUGGGGGCAGGCAUUUAUGCCCUGUUUUGUGGGCUUCCCAUAAGCUUCAGGCUGGCCACUGAAAGAGAGAGAGGAUGCUAGAUUAGAUCGACUUUUGGUUUCACCCAACAGAGCAGUUUUUCUUUUAUGUAGCCUCCUAACAAGGUAACCAGCACACAGGGAAAACAGUAGGGGGGUGUUUUUGUGCUUGUAGAAAAGAACCUUUCUUUAAAGUGUUCUUUCUGGAAGGUGAAAUCUUUUGAAAUGCUGAAAUAGAUACCAUGGAUCAAAUAUUAUUUGGAUCUUCAGAGGCUCUUUGCGGGUUGAUAGCGGCAAUAAAAUAAGUGACCUGUACACUUAGUUUUCUGCCUCCUGUCCUUUCUUCUUCAACUGUGUUUUUCUCCAACCAUGUAAUUUACAAUCAAGAGCUUUUGAGGAGAAGAUUCUUUAAGGGAAUAGAAAGAAGAGUAGAAUUGCAUCCCUUUUCUAAGAGCAUUUUUAGUUUUAAAGUCUGAAAUCUGCUCCCUGUUUUCAGAGACCUGCGAGAGGAAAAUACAGACUUGAGUUCAAAACGCGCUGUGUAAUUCUUCUAAGCUCUGGAUGUGUGAACAGAUCUGUCGCCUACCAAACAAACAAAACUGCUGCUUUAUCCCCUUCCAAGUUGCUUGUGCAAGGAAGUAGCUUGUUUCUCUUGAAUCCAGUUCUAAAAUUCAGGCUCUUGUCGCUCUUGACAUCAUCAGGAGUCUGGAGUGCCACCACGUGACCCGCACCUGGCCAGCCUCUUCCCUUUCCUCUUCCUUGUUGGGAUAUUGAUAUCUCACUGUUAGACUUCACUACUUCCCACGCACCAGAGGAACCAGCAGCUGGGAGCAUUUUCUAUAGACAUGAUUGGCUUUGUAGACCUCAUCCUAAACUGGCUGGGAAGCUUCUGAGAUGUUGGGGAGCAACAUUUCCUGAUUUGUAUGGGAGUUGUAGUUGUGUAUGUCUCCCAAAUAAUUCAUUGAAGUAAUGCAUUUUAGGGACGCAGGUGGCGCUGUGGGCUAAACCACAGAGCCUAGGGCUUGCCGAUCAGAAGGUCGGCGGUUCGAAUCCCCGCGACGGGGGAAGCUCCAGUUGCUCAGUCCCUGCUCCUGCCAACCUAGCAGUUCGAAAGCACGUCAAAGUGCAAGUAGAUAAAUAGGUACCACUCCCGCGGGAAGGUAAACGGCGUUUCCGUGCACUGCUCUGGUUCACCAGAAGCGGCUUAGUCAUGCUGGCCACAUGACCCAGAAGCUGUACGCUGGCUCCCUCGGCCAAUAAAGCAAGAUGAGUGCCGCAACCCCAGAGUCGGUCACGACUGGACCUAAUGGUCAGGGGUCCCUUUACCUUUACCUAAUGCAUUUUAUGCAGCUCAGCUGGAAGUGAUGAAUCUUUAGCCCAGUUAAGGAUGGCAUCUACAGGUCCAGUUCAGCCAGCAAGGAGGGUUGGCCGGCAGUGGCAGCAAAUGCAUUAGGAACCAGACCCUAAUUUGGAGGGGCCUGGGCUUGCAAUGUUUACUGAAGAUCUUCUUAAUAUCCUGCAGUAAAUGAAUGUAUUUUAGCUAUUUUAAAUUCAUGAUCUUCUCAGCCAUCUCUUUUUGACAGCAGACAUCUAUCGAGGACGUUUUUGUUUCCAAAGUAAACGAAUGAGAGGUACAAUGCAGUUUGUUGUGGACGUACAGUACUUUUGACUAAUCAGGUUUCACUGCAAUAAACAUUGGAAGCUAGUAAAAGGAAUUUUAAGUGGAAAAAUGACACACAGUGCAAGGCUGUGAGAUGACCAUUUUUUCCUCCUGUGGUUCCAAGAUCAACAGAAAAAAGCUCUCUGAGCAUAAAAAAUUAAAUCCACUUCAGCUCCAUCUGCUUAUUCUUGGAGCUUUCAUUGAGUGGCUUCUACUAGUACAGUUAGACGGUCAGGAAUCCAGUUCUGAUUCUAUGCUAUACAGAUUCCGCUAACUUCUGAUACCUUCAUAGUAAUCCAUAAAGUUGGUGUGUUAAUGAUCCUGGCUGUACCGUUGCUGAUUUUAUUUGUUAUCUUUAGAUAACUGCCAUACCUCAGCACAUCCUUGCCUGCAGCCGUUGCAGUAGGCCAGAGUAAUCAUUUCACCAUUAAUGAUCUCCAACUUAGCCUAACCCACCGCACAAGGCUAUUGUAAGGCUUAAAAAUGGGAUAAUUCUCGCCUCCUUGUAAAUACCCGACUGAUAUGUGCAUGAUCGUGCACACAUGCACAGCGCUGAACCCAAAGUUGACCGGGAAACUUAUCUCUUUGUCUCGUCUUACCUCUCAGGGUUGUUGCAAGAAUAAACCAGGAUUCCCUGUGAAACUGAAAAUGCAAAUGCAAAUAUAUAUUUAUACAGCUACACUUCUUACAGGCUGCUUUGUUGAUUCCUCUGGGAAAUCAGCAUACCCCCACAGAAAAAAAGGGAGAAAAUCAACAAAAGAAAAGAAGGAACUGAAAACUUUAAAAAAAAAAAAAAGAGGGAUGGAAUAGAGGAAGAGAGAUAUCAGCCAAAUAACUGUACUUCAAUAAUUGUCAGGGACAUACAGAGCAGAAAUUAUUUUUCAUUCAUUUUUAGGUGACUGGCGGCACCUUUUCAAGAUUUGAGUGCAUCUUUCCUAAUUUCAAAUAUGUCUGCUUUUAGCCGACGGUCAAAAAUCACUGUUCAUUGCUGCCGCCCCCUUCCAUUAAUUCAGCUCUUUGCACAAUUCCUCUCUUUUUUCCCCCCUAGGUAAUUUCAGAUGAUCCGUAUUGGGUACCAACCACAGAGGAAGAGUAUCUGCACUUCGGGGAGAAGGCAGACUCCGAGAACCAGGCCCGCAAGUACAUGAAUGCUGUAAGGAAGCGGAAGGGACUUUAUGUAGAUGAGAAAAUCGUGGAGCAUGCUGAGAAGCAAAGGACUCUCAGCAGAAACAAAUAGCUGCCUUCAAUUCUCUUUCUCUCUUAAGUGCAGGUGGAUUAUCUUCUGUACCGGAGAUUCAAAAAAAGUCACCUUGGAUGUACAAUUCUGUGUGGGUUUUCUUACUGCGAGUUGUCUGUGGCUUGAGUUUUAAUAAACCUAAGCCUUUCCAACUUCUUUUCUUGUGAUUAUACACUACAGCUUCCUUGUUAUAUUAGCGGCUUGCAAAUGUCCUACCUCCUGGGAACCGUUUUCACAUCUCCUCAUCUGCCAAGGGACACCUGCAGGGCUGAUCCAGGAUCCCCGCAUACCUUGAGUCAAAUAGGCAUCAGCAUUUGGUCUUAAUUUUAACCAGCUAUAGCUGGAUCAAUGUAGAACAUUUUCAUUUAUUAGAAUACUACUCCUGAUGAAUCAGCCAGCAUUUUUUGAAUGAAUGAAUGAAUAAUUCACUGUUUAUUAAUUGAAAUAGUUUUGCGCCUUCUCCAAUGGCAAAACCUCCCUCAAGGCGGCUUGCAAAAUAAAAUGGAAUAGAGCAAAACACACCUGACAAAUAAAACCGGCAAUAAUCAAUAAAACAGUUGUCCCCUAAAACGAUAAAAAGCAGUAAGAAGUCAAUGUCUAAAACCAUCAGUCCCAAGAAUCAUACCUCAGUGGAAACAGAUAUGGAUCUUGAGAGCUCUAUGGGUUUUCACCGUGAGUACUUAACCAUCUGCAGAUUUUAAUAAGUGCCACCUCAAAAGGUUUUCUGUCCUGUGUGGGAGUGGAAAAGGGAAGGCCUCUUCUAAGACGGUGUCUUCUGUGAUACAUGUCUGCACCACCAAGAACUGGGCAUGGUUUUGCUUCUAAACUCUGGUUUCAUCUCCUGUUCAAAUUUAUUUAGAUUUAAUCAGCUGAAGCUUGCCUAAUAAUAUCAACUAAUUUUACAAUUCUUUGUGUGUCUUCCUGGAAGUACCACUGAUUUAAAUAGGGUUUCCUUGCUAGUAAGUAUACCUUGCCAAGUGCAGCUUAAGAUUUCUUUUAACUAGGCAACUGCCCGCUUAUUUCAUGUGGGGUGCUAUCUUGGCCUCAGUGUUACCCUCUCUGAAGUGAAAUAUGAACCUACUGUCUGUCUUCAGUUGGAAAUUUUCAUUACUGAUCUUUUUCAGUAAUGAAAAAGCUUUUCAAUAGCUUUUCAGGCAUGUCAGGAUUCCAAAAAAACCCAAAAACCCUUUCUUGAAAACAGUUGCUUUACAUAAAUGAGUCAUUAUUACUCUCUCAAUUAACACCUUGUGCUGUCAUUGAAAAAUUUAGGUACUUGCAGCAACUUUUUUUCUGCAGAUUUGAUACACUUGUGAUUUAGAUCCUGUUGAGGCUAAAUUGAGCAAAAUUAUUAGUGCUCAGAUAAAAGGGUCAGGACAAUUAAUACUCUGCUUUAGGAAGCUUCCAUAGGACAUCUUACUUUGUGAACUGCCCUGAAAUCUACAGGUAUAGAUACAAAUUAAGUUGAUGGAUGUUUUUCUCCCUCUUUUAAUAUGCUGGGAACUAGGGAUCCCGCAGUGAAAUUGAUGGGCAGCAGUAGAUUCAGGAGAGAGAUGACUUAAAUAAAUUAAUCUGCCCUCUCUAGUAAGCAACAAGGGAAGAAAAGGAACACUUAGGAAAACAAGGGUAAGGCUUGUUGGACACUCAUGCCAGAGAUGCUAUUUUAGUUCCAGAUUAUUUAUAAAUGUGUUGAGGGAAAGUGUUUUCGGCCCCCACCCACCCACUGUCUGAAUAUAUUUAAAAAGAAAGCAUGAAGACUACUGUUCAAUCAUUCUCUUGUGUUGUUGUUGUUUUUAAAAGAUGGACUGCAUUCAGUGCAAUUAUUCUUUCCCUCCUGCCUCAGUUAAUAUUUAUAAUCCAAGUCCUGGGUGUAUGUGCUCUGGUAAGUAAAGGCAUGUUCUUCCCACGCUCAACAAUCGUCCUGUUUAGAAACCCAUCAACAUUCAAUGGAUGAAAAUAAAAUAAAAGACAUUGCUACAGGUAUGCUGCAGGUAAGGGACCCCUGGAUGGUUGAGUCCAGUCAAAGGCGACUAUGGGGUUGUGGCGCUCAUCUCACUUUCAGGCCGAGGGAGCCGAUGUUUGUCCACAGACAGCUUUCCGGGUCAUGCGGCCAGCAGGACUAAACCGCUUCUGGCGCAACGGAACACCAUGGCGGAAACCAGAGCGCAUGGAAACGUGCCAUUUACCUUCCGGCUGCAGCGGUACCUAUUUAUCUACUUGCACUGGUGUGCUUUCGAACUGCUAGGCUGGCAGGAGCUGAGACAGAGCAACGGGAGCUCACCCCAUUGUGGGGAUUCAAACCGCUGACCUUCCGAUCGGCAAGCCCAAGAGGUUCGGUGGUUUAGACCACAGCUCCAGCCGCGUUCUGCAGGGACGUAAGGGAAUGCAGCUUGGCAGUGUCAUGAGAGUGUGCAUGCUUUGGUUCCAGUCUUGAUUGGGGGCAGGGGUUGUUCAGCGCCUGGUGUUUUAUAGCAGUGUGUGUGUGUGUGUGUGUGUGUGUGUGUGUGUGUGUAAAAAGAAAAUAUACAUAAUGUCAAACAUGUUUAAUACCACUUGAGAACAGUGGCUUGACUCUUCCUUUUUGUACUCUGUACACUUUUUGGUUGUGAUAGUAAAUAAGACUUCCGUUUUAAUUCAGGGCAGGUGGAGAAACUGAUUCAGCUACCAGAAGCUUGGGAAAUAGUUUGAGAUCUCCAAAGGUUCUGAGAAACACCUGCGGACUGGAAUUCUCCUGUGAUUAUUACCUCCUCCUGCUAAUUAUUCUCCCUUGCAUUUUAUUAAAUGGCCUCACUUGCCCGUUUUCUUUCUCAAUAGCAUGCUUUUUCUUGCCUGGUUGGAGUAGCCCAAAAAAUGUAUUUAAAAGACUGAAAGAGAGAGAGGGGAUACCCCAGCCUCCCAUGUCUCUGCCAAGAAAUGAUGUCAUCUGUCUCACCAUUCCUUGCUAAAUUGCUCCGUCUGCAGCCUCUCCUGUUUAUGGAAAUAAAAUGGAUUUUU